Molecule: messenger RNA, 62538 nt
Organism: Podarcis lilfordi (Lilford's wall lizard)
Lineage: Eukaryota; Metazoa; Chordata; Lepidosauria; Squamata; Lacertidae
Source: the annotation of a GenBank genome assembly
CUCCUCUUCCCCGCUGCCAAAGGAGAAAGAGCCGCGGGGGAAGGUGGCGAGGUUGCGCUCGCGUGCGCCUCUUUCGUUGGUGAGCGGCAGCGCCGCCUUCAGAGCGCAGCGUCUCCUUCGUUUUAGGAAGAGGGAGGGAGGAAGCGAGUGAGAGAAAGGCAGGGACGCAAGAGAGAGAGAGAGAGAAGGGGGCUCCCUCCUCCUGUUGCUGCUGCUGCUCGUGGACUUCUCUCUCUUCUUCCGCCCAUCCCUCCGCCAGCCAGGAUUAGCAACAGCCCCGAGGGCACCCGGAGUUCAGUUUACAGCGCGCGCUUGGCUGGGAGCGCCUCCGAGAGGAGAAGGAAUCCGUGCGCCUUCGCCCUCGCCGCCUCGCAUCCCUCCCCAACCUGCUACCGUCGUUUCUAUUGCUAGAGACGCGCCGAGGCUACUCCUCUCUCUCUCUCUCUCUCUCUCUCUCUCUCUCUCUCUCUCUCUCUCUGUCUUCCCUUCCCGACCAUGGAUUUAUCCCUGAGGUUAAUCAUUCUGUCCUGGCUCUACCUGGAGGCUUUAGGGGACUUCGACGGAAGGUAAGCGCAGACUUUGGACACUUUGGACACUGGACCGACGGAUGGGGAGGCGAGGCGAGAAAGACCCAGGGCGGCGGGCGGGCGGGGCGGGCGGGCUCAGGCUCCUCUGGGGAACCUGGGAGUCCCAACUUGCCAGCCGGGGAGACUCGUCGUCGUGACACAUUCGCCCCACGCUUGCCCGAGAGGUCAGGGCUUUUUCCGGAGUGUGCAAGGGACAGAUCUGGCGCUUGGCGCGCGCUCGGCACUCGGGAAAAAACACACGCGGCAGACGCACCUGCAAACCCCAACUGCAGAGGGCACAGGAGCAUAAUCCGUAGAAAUAAGGGAAGGGGAGGGUUAGUUUGUUCCCCCUUUCCCCAUGCAGUAACUAAUAACAAGGACUACAACAAUCCUACGAGGCAGGUCAGUGUCUCCUUGUUGCAAAUACGGGACAUUGACACACAUAGAGAUGGCUUGUUUCACGGAGGAAUGAGUCAAAUCGGGGACUUCUGGUGCACAAUUUAGGCUGCAAUCUGAAGCCCACUUGCCUGGGAAUAAGAGCCGUUGAAUUACUUCUGAGUAGACAUAGCUAGGAUUUCACUGUCAGUGUCACUACAGCAGUUUUCUUGGCCUGGGGGGCUGCAUUUGUAGGAAUGGGUUGUUUUCAAUCCUGUUUAUUUAUCAGAGCAUAUUAUUUAUAAUACUGGAGUAUUGAUUAUGUUAAACACAAUCUAGGUGUGUUUUAUUUGAAAAUAACUUCCAUUUUUGUUCUCCGGAACUUGCCUUUGAGUAAGUGUGUGCACAAUUCAACUCCUAAUCUAGACUGAUUCUUCCUUAUGGGCUUUUAACUGUAAGGUCAACUAAAAGGGUGGAUUCCUGUUACUUUCUUAGAGCAGGUGGCAACGAUUUAGUUGGGGGUUCUAAUCUGGAUGAGGAAUUGUACUGCAUAUGAAACCAAAGGAAAAUUGCUCUGGAUUAAUUGACAGGAAGAAGACAAGGGUGUGUGGCAGUCAUAUCAAUGGAUGUUGGCUGCAUUCCAUGGAUUUCUUUUUCCAUGAUACUUUUGACACAUCUCACAAAAGGGAAACAUAUCAACAAGAACUUCAGAAUAAAGUACAUUGAUUAUUGUGCUGUGUGUGCAUUGGCAACCAUUUCCCCUUUAUUUAUGCAGAAUUGUGCAGAUUGUCAAAACUGAAUAGCUGAAACCUCCAAAACUCAUUUAUGUAUAUAUAUAUUUACAUGGUGCAGAGAAGGGACAUCCCUUAGGUGAAUUGUACAACCAACAUCAAGUCUGCAAAUAUUCAUAAUACCCCAAGUACUCGUGUGUGUGUGUGUGUGUUUUCCAGACAUACUUGUGUAGCUGCAAAACAGGUAUCUAAAGUAGGAAAUAGAAAAGCUGUGAAAUGUAGGGUUAGCUUGCAUUCCCUCAUGGAAUGUACAUACUUCACUUGUGUGGAGAUGUGAGAUAGACAAGCUUUGACAGGUUUGGGCAACCCAGAGUUCUUUAUAACUUUAUUACUCAGUUGCUAUUUCCAUGCAAAAUAGCCAAUAAUCUCUGUGUGAUUUAUCAGGUAGAUCAUGGCUAUUGUGUAUUUUGUAUAUAAAGCCAUCUCAAUUUGAAAUUUGUGGUGAAUUGAUGACUGUUACAAAACAGUUUCCUUUUUAGAUGCCAUGGUGCACACGGCAGUGGCAAGCAAAUUGACUGGGAGGUGUUAGUUUCCAGUGGAAUCUGUUUAAUGUUCUCUGGUAUCCCCCAAGCCAAGGAAAAAAGGCACACCUGGAAAUUUGCCUCAUUCAUUGACUGGAAAUGACGAAAGUCUGCAAACUGACACAGUGUCUUUUUCUUAAGGAAUUUAUGAAGACACCUGGGGAUAGUGAGGUGUAGCCAACCCUUUUUGUAUAUAGUUUGCAGUCAAUGUAAUGAGCUCCUGUGGCUUUCACAGUAUCUGAAAUUUGCAUGUGCAACUGCACCUAAUUUGGAGAAGCUUGCACAGGUGGAGGUACUUUGUAUUAUUUCUACCCUGCAUUUUGAAGCAAGCCAUCGUAAGCUGGCUAGCAAUAAAUAUGUUUAUAGCAAUACAGCAAUGAUAUAAAUAGCAUGUAAUAAAAUGACAUUGAACUAAAUGGGGGGCACCAAUAAGAUGCUCACACUGCCCUAAAUCUGCCUCUGCUAGAAGAAGAGUUUGGAUUUGAUACCCCGCUUUAUCACUACCUGAAGGAGUCUCAAAGCGGCUAACAUUCUCCUUUCCCUUCCUCCCCAACUCUGUGAGGUGAGUGGGGCUGAGAGACUUCAAAGAAGCAUGACUAGCCCAAGGUCACCCAGCAGCUGCAUGUGGAGGAGCGGAGAUGCGAACCCGGUUCACCAGAUUACGAGUCUACCGCUCUUAACCACUACACCACACUGGCUCACUGCCAGGGGUAGCUCAGUUGUCUUUCAUCCUUUUAAGCAGUAUGGAGGGUUUUUACUAAAGGUUGCAGAUCUGUGUGGUAGAAUGAUUGACUGGAAAUGCUUCUUCCUUUUUUUUUCUUUGUAAAAGAAAUACCACAGAACCUAACAACAGUUAAGGUUCAACUAUUUAAGCCACAUGUGUGAAUCCACCUUAUGCAGUUGUUUUGAUUGAGUUCUUUUUAUAUGUAAAAAUGGUAGUUACUUGUGACUAGAUGCAGUGGUGUGGAGAUGCAUACCCAACUGAAUAAUCAUCCAGUUGAAAGUGAUGAAGUGUGCAUGGAUGAAAUCUGUAGCUGGAUAUGUACCUAGGGGCAGUUCCUAACACACAUUUGGAUGUGCAUCUUAUUUAUGCUCGCUGUUCCUAAUAAUACACAUUCAGAAACUUAUUUUCAUGCAUGCAUGCAUUUCUUUACCUGGACUGGAUAUUUAUGCAGCACUGUCUGUAUUUGAAUAUAAUGUUAUAUCAUGAUUUAGUGUUGUGUGAAAGAGCCUAGAAGACUUCAACUUUUCUCAAGCUUGCACAUUCCCUUCUCUUUCCUCCUCCCGCACAGCUGGGAGGAAAAGUUCAGAAGCAUUCAUUUCUGCUUUUAAUUAACUGCGAUUUGUUGUUACAUCCUAACUGGUUUUUAACACUCACUGUGGUUUAACAAGCUAUCUCAACUACCCAUGGUUUUAAAUUGGCUUGUUCGGAAGCCAGCCAUAGUUAAUGUUGAAUGACUAUCCUCGGUUCAGAUGAAAUGACAAACUGUGAUUAAUUAAAACAGAAAGCAAAAGCUUCUGAACUUCUUAUCCCAGCAGUACAGAAAGGGGAGGGAGGAGUGUGAGAGCCCAGAAUGAGGCUAGGCUCAUUUACGUAGUGCUAAACUGUGGUUUUGCAUUGUGUUUGAACACAGCCAUUGAGUCUCUAUUUAGUAAAUGUAGCAUGAGAACUAAUGCAGUAACAGCAAUUCCUUCAAUUUCUUCUUGCUAUGUGCCCAAUAAUCCAUUUUACUUCACGAUCAUACGGAUCUGCUGGAUGGCUUAUUUUAAAAAAUCCCAUUUAAUAUACAAAUCUUAUUUUAUAAGCUAAAUAAGUCAGAAAUUGAUGUCUUGAGCACAGAGUCAGUGAAUCAGUAUACCAAGAAGACUGCAGCUCAAGUUUAAACAUGAAUCUAGAUAAGUGAAAUGCGAAAAUGAGCGCUGAAGAGCUGGAAUGUGUGUGUAAUUGCUACAGCUAUAAUAUGUCAAAAUGUGAUGAAAAACUUUGAUGCAAAUUAGGGAGUAGGUCAUGCAGAAUGUAGAAAAGACUAAACAGGAUCUUGCAUGAAAAGGUCCUUCCUUUAACUGUGCUUUUCUCAAUUUGUUUAGCAGUUGACAUUUAUCUCAUAUGGACACUUUGCUCCAAUAAAGUAUGUUUUAUUCCUACCUCAUUGUGCAUUGCAGUGUAGUGUCAGGGUCCACAAAUUCCACUUGUUCAUGAUAGUCAACCCAACAUUUGUGGUCACCAGGAUUCCAUCUAUUCCCCUAGGGUAGUGUUUUUAUUGGGUUCUUGCACUGCUGUUCUGAAAUUCAGCACAGUGUUGGGGACAAUUCCACACCUCAGUUGCUUCAAACUUGGGAGGAGAGCUGGAGAUUGUCACAGUUGUGUUGUAAUUCCAAGGUGCCACAAGAGCCCCAGAGGUACAGGGCAACCCACAAGAGGCUCAAUCACCUCCCAUAUUUUGAGGAUGGGGAAGAAGCAGGGGAAAUCAUCUUCUGAAGUUAGAACGUGCUUCAAAUGGAUUUGGAGGAGAAUAGGAAAGUUACAUGUAUAUAUGUAUAAGUUUUAUCGAUGUCGGUCCUAAGAUCAUAGCCAGGACUUGUACAUAGCUGUGGGGAUGUCAUCAGCUCUCCAGAUGUUGCUGAACUACAACUCCCAUCAACUUUGCCCAUUGACCAUAAUUGCUAGGGCUGAUGGGAGUUGUAGUUCAGCAGCACCAGGAGGACCAAAGGUCCCCUACACCAGCAUUUCCCAACCUUGGGCCUCCAGCUGUUUUUGGACUACAACUCCCAUAAUCCUCAGCUAGCAAGACCAGUGGUCAGGGAUGAUGGGAAUUGUAGUUCGAAAACAGCUAGAGGCCCAAGGUUGGGAAACACUGCCCUACACCUAGUUUAUUACUUUAGUAAUAUCCCUGUGGGGCAUAACAAGUUCCACUGAGCACAGUAUCAUGAAAGAAAGGGAAGGACCAUAGGUUAGUGGUAGAUCAUCUCUUUUGCAUGCAGAAGGUCUCAGUUUCAAUCUAUGGCAUCUCCAGGUAGGACUAGAAGAAGCCCUGGAGAACUGCUGUAUCCGUGUUCUGACUCAGUAUAAGAAAUCUUCCUGUGUUUCUAAAUGAGAAUGUAUGAGAGCAAUGUAAGAGCGGUUGUCCAAGCUAACAAAGACCUGAGUCUCAUUGGUGGUGGGUUAUACAGAGCCUUCAGAAUCCCUCCACCCAAAGCUAAGGGGGUGCUGGAACUGUGGCCCAUCACACUGCGACUACCCAUGGUUUCAUGAAAAAACAUGGAGCAGAAGAGACAAGCAUAGAACAAACAGAACGGAGGGAUGGAUGGCUAUUCAUGGUGGGAUACAAGGGUUUGGGAUAGUAAAACCUUCUAAACAUUAUGGAGGAAGAGGGUGGUUGUUUACAAUUCAGACCUUGCAAAGGCUGUCCCAUACAAGUGAGCAGUUCUGUCUGUAGGAGUUCCAUUGGCUCUGAAGAUUUCAUGGCACCGUUACAACCACCAGGAAAUGCUUUGCAAUAUCUUUGAUUUUAGGGCAUGUGGCCAUAUGGUAGUUUCCCCAUGCUUUGGAUUUUGAGAAGCCUCCUUGUCAAGGUAGUUAUUGUGUGAAUCUGACCUAAAAGGAAAACUAAAAGCAUGAUAAAGGUAUGUUUCUUAUGAUGCAACACUUAGGAAAUGGGUUAUGUUAAGCGAAGAAGAGAUGAUAAAGGAGGGUAUUUUAGUUAACCAAAAUAUCUACAUAGAAGCAUGAAGAGAUAAAACAAGGGUGCACUUUACCUUUUGAGGACAGGACAAGGAACAAUGGCUUCUGAAAAAGAUUUCAGUUGGCAGGAAGGUCCAUUAAUCUUAACCUUUGCAAAACUUUCCUGUAGCCUGUCUCACACCUGCGUGCGCGUCACUGAUUCCCCCCCCUGCCCACCUGGCAGCUGGCAACUGAACGAACAUACUGCAAUGAAAAAUACUGCCUCUGAGUUGACAUGGGAAAGAUGGAAAGUUCUGUUAUGAUGCUAUAUUUGCAUAAUCAUCAAGUGAUAGCUGUGAUAUCAAGUAAUGUCUUGCAGAUGCACCAUCACGAACUUGUGUGUCUGAAUACACCCGAAUCCUGCUUUAAAGUAACAGGUGCAGUUCAGUGUACUGGAGUGAGUUGUUAAGGAAGACAGUAAUUGUCUCCAGUGGAAAUUUUCAGUCCAAAGGUUUUAGAGGCCUUUUGUCAAGAAUCCUAUAAGUAUAGAAUGUCAAUAUUGUGUCACAGGGCAGCAGGACUAGGCUAGAUGAGCUGCUGGACUCCUUGCAACCAUGUGUCCUCAUGUUCAUUCUUUUCCAAAUUUAUUUUUGGCGUUGGUGCAGGUGGCCCAGGCAAAUACUUUCCACGACUGGAUUGUGCCGUUUUGGAAGCAGAGUCGACUGCUGCUGGGGCUGGGCUCGCCACUCAUGGGGCCAAUGCCAACGUGAGUAUCAACACUGCUGGGGCUUUGAGCCUUUUAAAACAGGGCUUGUUCCUCUCUAAUAAUGGCUUUCAUAUAAUCACAGACACUCACAUGAUGCAGGGCUUAUAAUGUACAUGGGGCUUUUGCUUUCACCUAGAGGGACACUGACAGGUUAAGAAUCUUACCCAUUUUAAAUUCCAGAUUUCCAUAUGAACAGUACUGUAAGUUAUGGAAAUUAAAUACAGCAUUAAACCAAAUGUAUCUUCAUUUCAUUAUUAUUAUUUUUUACAGCAUUACAUUUGAUUCAGGGUGGUUUUUGUUUUUGAAAAAGUUUAUCUACAUAAUUUUUGUUUGUAGAUUAACAUUUUCUGUUCCCAAUUUUCCGAAAAAAGGGUGGAACUUAUUGCAAUCAUAAGCAGUUUUUAGCUGUAUACUUUGUUCUUUAAUAACAUUUAGAGAAGGUUAAACAAGAACCUUUCAGAAACAUCCUUACUGAAGUUAAAGGAAAAAGAUUAAAAUAAAUCCUUCCCAGAUUAUGCUCCAGUAUUUAACCUGACAGUGUCUUGCGGUGGUACAUAUAUUAAUAACAUUUCUCACUUUCUCAUUGCCCUGUCAACUUUAUCAACUACAAUUUCUGAAAAAGAAGCAUUCAGCUAGAAGCUAUAGAAGCGAUGGGAAUACCAAAAUGCUGGCUUUCAGUUGAAUUGGAAAGCUGACCAAAGUAGCCAGACAUAGAUUGCCAUGUUUUCUGUUGCCUACUUGCAUAUUUUUCUAUGUUUGCACCAGAUUAGACACAAUCUCACAAUCACAGAAUCAUAAAAUAAUUAGAGUUGGAAGCGACCAUGGAGGUCAACUCCUUGCUCAAGCCAGAGAUUACAGUUCAGGAUGCCUACUUGACACCUAGCUACCCUUGGCUUGAAUACCUCCAGAGAACAAGAGCCCGCCACCUCCUGAGGCAGUCCGCUUCACUCAAGGCCAGUGCCAUAACAAGGCAAGCUAAGAAGACAUUUGUCUUGUAUAGCAGGUGGAGAGUAUGGUGAUCUGGCAACCCCUCUCCACUUACUUGCCUUGUCACCCUUCUGGCCCUGCUUGUGCUCCCAGCCACCCCAUUCAGUUCCCGAGCACAAUUCAAAGUGUUGGUGCUGACCUUUAAAGCCCUAAAUGGCCUCGGCCCAGUAUAUCUGAAGGAGCGUCUCCACCCUCAUCGUUCUACCGGACAGAGGUCCAGUGCCGAGGGCCUUCUGGUGGUUCCCUCACUGCGAGAGGCCAAGUUACAGGGAACCAGGCAGAGGGCCUUCUCGGUAGUGGCGCCCACCCUGUGGAACACCCUCCCACCAGAUGUCAAAGAGAACAACAACUACCAGACUUUUAGAAGACAUCUGAAGGCAGCCCUGUUUAGGGAAGCUUUUAAUGUUUGAUGUAUUACAGUAUUUUAAUAUUUUGUUGGAAGCUGCCCAGAGUGGCUGGGGAAGCCCAGCCAGAUGGGCGGGGUAUAAAUAAUAAAUUAUUAUUAUUAUUAUUAUUUUAUUGCUCUCCACAUUUUCUUUCUCCUUGCCUCAUUCUGAGGGUUGUUUCUCUGAUUGAGGCAUUCUGGGCCUGGCAAGUGCCACUGUUGUAGUUUGCUGCAGCUAGAAAAAGAUGUUUACAAUGAGUCACUUCAAACUUUUAAAAGUUUGAGCAGCAUUUACUCAGCUUGUUGCAGUAGCGGUGGCAGUGCAGGCACUCUCCUAGACACCUCACCCAGAAUGCCUUGCUCUGAGGAAGGAAGAAGAGUUUUGGAUUUGAUAUCCCGCCUUUCACUCCCUUUAAGGAGUCUCAAAGCGGCUAGCAUUCUCCCUUCCCUUCCUCCCCCACAACAAACACUCUGUGAGGUGAGUGGGGCUGAGAGACUUCAGAGAAGUGUGACUAGCUCAAGGUCACCCAGCAGCUGCAUGUGGAGGAGCGGAGACGUGAACCCGGUUCCCCAGAUUAUGAGUCUACCGCUCUUAACCACUACACCACACUGGCUCUCAAGGAGCUCCAUGGUCCUUCCUCAGAGUGGGGUAGGGAGGAGGCAAAGGGGAAGGCAGGAAAACUGCCAGUGCCACCACCACAAUAAUGUGGCGGCAAGAUGAGUGGCCGUGGGGGAGAAUGGAGCAUAGGAGGAGGAGGGGUAGUGAGGAAGCAACAAUGAUGGGGAAGAGGCAGAGGAGAGGGUGAUGGGAGGAGGAGGAGGACCUGGCAGUGCAACCUUUUGCACCAGCCAUGUUUCCACUAUCUAAGAGCUCUUACUACUAGGAAGCUUCUCCUAGUGUUUAUCCUAAAUCUGCUUCUCUGCAAUUUCUAUCAGCUGGUUCUAGUCCUGCGCAAAACGAAGCCUGUGGCAACAAUAAAAAUGCAAAAUCUGGCACGCUGUAGACAAUCAACCACAAAGCUUUCUUCACAAUUGAUAAAGUACAUUUCUUCAAGCAUCAAUCUGUCUUCAUUGUUGUGAUGGAAUGCAGUUGGUUGCAGUGUGACAUUUGUGCUUCUUUCCUGCCCCAAAUUAAGGUUUUUAUUGGUUCUGCUGAUUGAUGCUCUGCAGUUGACAAAUCUAAUUAGAACUUUACCUCUGUACUCCGAGCACAAAUGGAUGCAGUCCAACCAGAGUUGAACAUUUCAGUCUCCCACUGUUUCUAAUGGGAAAGAGUUGCACCUAAGCUUAAUUCUCCCAUUGAAAUAAAUCUAAGUGAAAAAUGCUUAACUUAGUUGGGCAAUGAACAAUAUUUAUUUUUCUUUUUUUUAAAAAGAACCCUAUUUAUAUAAGUUUGCAUCUCAAAACAUUUCGAACCAUUUAAAUGCAAACCUAAAACAUCUCAAUUCGCAAAUAUCUUAAAACAAAAUAAAGUAUCGAGGGAGGAACUGAAGGAAAGAACAAUGCAUUUAUACAACGUGACUUCCUCUUCCUCUGCUUAAGACCCUCUGCACCUCCAUAAUGUAUUUGGGAAAGUCCCCCCCCCUUCCAUUCUCUGGAGCAGGUUUUGAGGGUGCUGAGCAUGGGUGUAGCCAAGCAGAGGUGGGGGAGCAGCUGCCCCCCCAAGUAAAACAAUAACUGACCAAUCACAUGGAUUCUGUCCUGCCUAACAAAAGUCCUGCUCCCCCGACAAAGUCUCUCCCCCCCCCCCAAAUCCUGGCUCCACCCAUGGUGCUGAGGAUCUGUGGUGGGGAGGAAGUUUCAUUGUGCAAGUGGAAGUUUAUUCUGCUUGUGUAAUAACAGCUUUGGAUACAUUUCCUAGAAACUCCACUGAAGUUUCACAUAUAAAUGUGAAAAUGAUUCACAUUUAGUUAGUGAUAUAAGGCAUGAAAAUCAUUACUUUACAUCAAUGUAAUAAAUGCUGGUCAAAUGAUUAGGAAGUUGUCAGGAAUAGUAGGAUCCAGUUAUAUCACUUUCAUUUGGCAUCAUUUCUUCUUAUCCACAAUAAAUAGGUUACCAGGCUAUUAUUUUCUGAGCCACAUUAAAUAACAAAUUCUUUGUUACCCAUUUAGCUUCUUUAAAGAAAAAAAAUAAACCAAUCUCAUCUCUUUUGAGGGGAAAAGGCAUGUUUUUAUUCAAACAAUUCAAGAAUACCAUUUUUGGAUCCAGGGGCAGAUAAUAGCCAGUGGUUUUGUGUAAUUAUUUUUAAACAUUAUUUAAAAAUGGUCACUGGAGCCAUUCCCUUAAGGAAGAGCAAACAAAAUUGCAAUGAUUAACAGUUACUUGAGAUUUCAGCUGGGUUUUAAGGAAGAUGCCAUAUAAGAAGAGUAGUAAUUGUUCUGCGAAUGAUCCGCACCAUCUUUGUAACUGCUGUUAUCACUCUUAAUAUACAAAACACUUUGCAGAUCCCAUUUAAUUUACUCUUGCAGUAACCCUGCAAAGGAAAUCACCAUUUACUACUGGGCAAGUCUGAAAAAUGAGUGACCUGCCAAGUUGAAUUCAGCCCACUAAAACUAUAAGGUGGCUUGCAAUGUGCUUGACAACAUAUCUCCCCACCCCCCAAUUUUUGUAGUCUCAGGUGGGCAGCAAAAACUGGUUUAGCGAGUCCCUAGUAUGCUCCCAUGCAUGACUGCUGGGCUGGGUUCAGCUUAAUGGGUCAAAAGUUGUGCAGGCCUGUAGGUGAAAGAGGAGUCACAUGGUGUCAUGGUGGGUGGAGGCAGCAGGAAGAUAGAACCAGGAUGGAGCUUGUGCAUCCCACACUGACUGGGUGCUGCUUAUUGCAGGUGCAAUAGGCCCCUAUCUGAUGAGAGAGAUUCACAGAGGGAGAGCCAAUGUGUUCUGCCAACAGUUCACCUAACCUCCAUCCUAGGAGUUUGCAAACUCGACAGGUUACGGCAGCAGCACCUGUUCCUUCUGCCCUUUGUCUCCAAGAACAGGGGAGACUUGGGGUAGAGGGCAGCAGACCACGGUGCUCUCUGAGCCUAAGGUAGCAGUGCUGAUUAUCUGUUUGGGGGCUCCUUUAUGAAGUGUGUGUGUGUGUGUGUGUGUGUGUGUGUGUGUGCUUACCUAACAUAUAGGUACUCAGGCAGCACUGAAAGUUGAACAUGCAUGCUUAUUACAAUAUAGUUUGUACAGAACACAAAUGGGUUGUUCUUCCACAUGCAUUCAUUUAUUGGGGGAAAAGAAAGAGGCACCUAGUGCUCCUCUACCUAACCCCAGCUAUUGGUACAUGGAUGGAGCCAAAGUCAGAUUUGAAAGUUGCAGCAAGAGAAAAUGCUUUGCUUGAGGUUGCACAAUGACUUCAUGCUCAAAUACAUUUUCAGAAAAAAAUUCCUGGGAUUUAGCAGGAGCUUGAUUUACAGAGAUCAGUGCAUAAAGAUCUACACCAGGCAUAGGUAAACUCGGCCGUCCAGAUGUUUUGGGAUUACAACUCCCAUCAUCCCUAGCUAACAGGACCAGUGGUCAGGGAUGAUAGGAAUUAUAGUCUCAAAACAUCCAGAGGGCCAAGUUUGCCUAUGCCUGAUCUACACAACAUGUAAAGGUAAAGGGACCCCUGACCGUUAGGUCCAGUCGUGGACGACUCUGGGGUUGCGGCGCUCAUCUUGCUUUAUUGGCCGAGGGAGCCGGCAUACAGCUUCCGGGUCAUGUGGCCAGCAUGUCUAAGCUGCUCCUGGCGGAGCAGCUCACGGAAACGCUGUUUACCUUCCCGCCUAUUUAUCUACUUGCACUUUGACAUGCUUUCGAACUGCUAGGUUGGCAGGAGCAGGGACCGAGCAACGGGAGCUCACCCCAUUGCGGGGAUUCGAACCGCCGACCUUCUGAUCGGCAAGUCCUAGGCUCUGUGGUUUAACCCACAGCGCCACCCGCGUCCUAUACACAACAUGUAGAUAAGCAUUAAUGUCUGCUGAACAAGUAUCUGUUGAAGGCAAAGGAGCAAGAACCAGUAGGAAAAAAAUAUCUACCUAAUGCCUGAAAUAAAUACAUCAAGAUAGAAUUCCUUCCUAUUAGAAACUAAAAGUUCAUCACUAAAGUGACAAAUACCAUUUGGUGUGUUGAAAAGGUCACCAGCAGGGCUGAUCUGAAACAAUGGGGGCGGGUGCUUUGUGAACAUUUCUUCACCAGCAAAUCCCUUCUUCCUUUCAGAUUUCUUUUUUUUAAGAGGAGUUUUUGAAAAGGUGUGGAAGUGUUUGCUCAUUCAGAGUCCUGACAAUACAACACAGGAAACAUUGCCUCCUCACUUUGAAAUAGCUCCCUUUGCCCCCAGAGACACCAUCAAGCAACUAAAUUUGACUGGUUAUGUUAAGCAUUGUGUGCCUUCUGAAUUAGCUUUGUCCAAGUGGAUUUACUAUACAAUGGCAUCAGUGUUCCCUGGAAGAAGUUUGAGAAGCACUAAAGUAUCUGCUAGUGGAGUAGUUAUGCGUGGGCUGUGGAAAAAGGUGUGGGAUAUUUCAGAUCCCAUAGAAUCACUGAAAAUAUUUGUAGGCAAACAUUAAGCACAGCUCUAGCCGUCAAGCUUUUUGACAAGACCAAAGCAGAAAGUACAAACCAAGAGAAAACCAAGAACCUGAAUGGACACAGGGACUGAGCUUCUUAACAUGACACCAAGGCAGGCAGGCUACACAUCCUAAGCUCAGGCUUCAUAAACAGAAUCAAAAAUAGAUAUAUUAGAUGCAACCUUUGCCAGACUGCUGCCCUCCCAAGGUUUUGAACUACAGCUCCCAUUAGUAUGUGCUGGCUGAUGGGUGAUGUAGUUCAGAAUAUCUUCAGGGCAUCAGCUUUGCAAAGGCUGCAUUAGACAACCACAUGGAAAUCGAAAUUUUAAAACACAUUGGACACUUGGAACAGGGAAGCAAUAGCAGAACAAUAAACACAGGAUUGGGCUGUUAAGACAUAGUCCCCCCCCCACACACACCUGCUUGCCAAUAGUAUUAAAGUCAUUGUUAUUUUCAGCUUUAGUCAGAUAGAAAAGAGAUUUUUCAUGCUUGUGCUAAAGAUGGAAUUUCAGCAUCAAGCAAUGGGCUCCCAUUUUAGCAGCUUUUUCUAUAAUUACAUAUAGGCAAACCAUGAUGAAUGACAAGAGACUGGAGCAGGGCAAGUCUGAUGCCAGUUUUAAGAGGAGGCCUGUGAAUAAUCCAGCCAAACAGGCCAAAAAGUUAGAAGACUUACUGGCCUGUAUUUGGUUGGAUAAUUCAUAGUAUUAUUAGUAAAUGAUAACAUGAAACAUUUAUAGAUGACUGGAUAGAAGUAGAAAGUGUUCCGUUUCAUGAGCAAGCUGGUUUUAGACAAGGCAGAUCUGCUUUGGAUCAUUGAUUCCCCCCUCCCCCCGACCUACUUAGUUGAGACCAACUGGUUACCACUUUCAUUGACUUGAAAUGUGCCUGAUACAAAAGCUCCUGAAAAAAUUAUAGGAUAAAUUGGCAGGUUUCUUAAAAGCUUUAUACCAAUGAUUCAUUUGGGAUCCAAAGUGGUACAGACUGCUCCAGGUGACAGUUCUCAGGAAGUAUGACAGGGUUGUAUAGCAAAGUAGAUUAGCAGUAUUGCUUCACCGUUGAGUGCAGUCGGCAUAAAACAUGGCACAUCCUCUAAAAGUUAAUGUGCAACUUUGGCUCCAAAGGAGAAAUACCUACUGUGCUAUGGAAUGGAAAGUUCUGCAGUUUCUUAAGUGGCAGCACUGGACUCAUCACAUAAACUAAUAUGUGAUGAAUCUAGUGAUGAGCCCUUGCAGGCAGUACCUGGUUUCAACAUGUGUGCUCCUUUUAUAACAAUGGCAUCCUAUGUUUGGAUUAAAGACACAGACUUCAAAAGACAGACAGAUAGAUUGAUAGAUAGAUAGAGAGGGGCGUGGAGGAAGAGGGCGGUGGGGUCAGUUUGCCCUGCGUGUCACAACUGAGCGGGGUGGCAAAAUGCUGGGCGGCACUCACCGCGGGGCCUGCAGCGCGCCCGAGCCACACGUCUCUCCUGGGAGUGAUACGGUGGCUUGGGCACCUGCAGGCUCUGUGCUGCCCCAAACAGUCUGCCUCCCCCUCAGCUGUAGGGCGGCUGAGUAGGAGGAGGCAGGCAGACUCCUCGGAGGCCCUGCGGAGUGUCCUGCCUGGCGCUGCCCCCAGGCGCAGGACACACUCGCCACCCCAGGUGCCCAAUCAGCUUGCUCUGCCGCUGCUCACACACACUAAUAAUAAUAAUAAUAAUAAUAAUAAUAAUAAUAAUAAUAAAUUAUUUAUACCCUGCCCAUCUGGCUGGGCUUCCCCAGCCACUCUGGGCGGCUUCCAACAGAAUAUUAAAAUACAAUAACCUAUUAAACAUUAAAAGCUUCCUUAAACAGGGCUGCCUUCAGAUGUCUUCUAAAAGUCUGGUAGUGGUUUUUCUCUUUGACAUCUGGUGGGAGGGCGUUCCACAGGGCGGGUGUCACUACCGAGAAGGCCCUCUGCCUGGUGUACACGUGUGUGCAUGCAGUCAUAUAUUAUUAUUAUUUUAGCUAAGUAGCUGCUGUUUUUUCUUGACAUUGCUCAUGAGCCGUGUACACUCUUAAUGGGAUUGGAGCAGGGCCCUAUUGGGACUGGCAUAGCUUGCUGUGUUUGCUGGAUUUUCUAAAUCAGUGUCAGCAGAACACUGUAGUCUGACAAAGGUGUUGAGAAUCCUCGCAAGUUCUCAGACUGGGGGUUAGAUUAGGUCAGGCAUAAGCAAACUCUGGCCCUCCAGAUGUUUGGGACUACAAUUCCCAUCACCCCUAGCUAACAGAACCAGUGGUCAGGGAUGAUGGGAACUGUAGUCCCAAACAUCUGGAGGGCCUGGAGUUUGCCUAUGCCUGGAUUAGGUAAUGCUGCUACCAACUAAAACCAGUUUUGUACAAGGCACUGUAGAAACAUGGGUGCCAUACACAAUGAUUCAGUUUGCACGCAACCCUAAGUUACGGUUUUGUAAGCCAUUGUUUGUUAACCAAAGCAUGGCUAACACAAACCACCAGGGCUUGGUGUUACAUGCAAACAUGGCCAUUGACUUCUUAACAAGAAAAUAAUAGUCUGGUUGGUCAGAUCAAAGAUCCGUCUAGACUAGCAUACUUUCUCCCAGUGGUUAACCAGCUGGAAGACUCUGCAGAUAUCACAAACUGGGCCUAAUGGUGAUAGGCAAUCCUUGCUGUUUGUCUCCAGUAUCAGGUACUUAGCAAGAUACUGCUUUUUGAUAGCUUAGAGCCUACUCUGUUGAAAACUAAGUUUGCACCAGCUGUUCUUCAUGCCAUGUGUCCCAAAACAUACUGUGAACAACUGGUGCAGUCAACAUCUCAUCCUGGCUAAUGUCCCUGGCUAGAGCUUCACUUCCACAUUUGUCACAGAAAGGUCAGUACUAAUUUCCCCUCAGCAUCCAUUGCAAUGUAUGGAUGCACUUAAGAACAUUGUCAUCCAAGUUUCAAGGUGUCCUGCUGCAUUUAUCUCAGAGUAUCUUUACCAGCUUGCCAUGCCUACUUGGACCAACAUGGCCACUUGGACCAACAUAGUUGUGUGUUUACUUGUCCCUUACUCUUUUCUGAACAAGUGAGGAGCAAUAAAAGGGGAAAUGAGGACAAAGCUGCAAUAGAUGCAGACAUAUCCUUAUCCCAGGAGUAGCAAAUAUCUUCGGUGGGCUACAACUCCCAUAAUGCCUAACCAUUGGCUAUGCUGGCUGGGGCUAAUAGGAGUCACACCACAACACCAGCUAGAGGGCAUCACUUUGGCUGCAGCUGUUUAGCAUCUUCUUCUAGUUGAUUAGCCUUGCAGCAAACAUGGAAGCCUGGUUUCAGUGUAGGUGUGAGCCAGAAGAGAAUUCUAAAGACACAAACCAAAUUACUGAACUUGGGGAACUUAGAUCUUGAUUUGAAAAUAAGAAUCGACAGUGCAUUUAAAAACCCCCUCAAAUAAACUCAUUUUGUGUAGCUCUUGAGAGUCUUUGGACGCCAGUAACUGGAAUAAAGUAACUGAAACUUCAUUGCAACAAAUCCAUUUAGAUUUUAGUCUUAUCAACCCCUUAUGUUAAGGUCCAGGUUCUAUAGCAUCUAGUUUUCCAGCAACUAGCUUCCCCCAGAAACAAGUGAAGACAAGGUCCUGGGUGUGGCUAAUUCUGUUUUCCAGACUUCAGUUAAUAUGAAGAGAAGGGAAUAUCAAAAAGUCAAUUGAGUGCUACACCAGCGAAAUCUUUUGUUGAGGUGCCUGGUCUUUUAUGAGGAUUUAUAAUGCAGUUUAUAGCUGUAUUUAAUUUCUGUACACGGCUGAAGACGAAGGCAACAGUUCUUUUUAAAUCCUCUUACACAAGGACCUAUAAAUAAUGGAUGCUCUUACCUUUACUUGUUUGUAAGGGUUUGGGUAUGAUGCAACAGUGAUUUACAGCUCACGUCUGGUUUUGGAUUCUGUUUUGGCUGCUUCAGUGAGAUAUAUAGGAAUCUAUUCCUGCUCUUACUGCUUCCAACAAAGCUGAUGCUUGCCUCAACAGCAAAGUGUGUGCAAAGUUCCAGAAUUGUUACAUUAUUAAAUUUUACUCAGCAGAUUAAGUCAGCCACAGUGUACCGAAAAAAGGCAGACACAAAUAAUUAUAUGUCUCCGUUUAUGAGCAUCUGGUUAAUUAUCACGAACACAGGUUUUCUUUUCUGUAAUAGAGAACUUCACUAAACCCAGUCAUAUGUAACUAUGUGGAUUAACUUGUCCUUUUUUGGUCAUGUAUUCCCCCCCAUCUUGGACAAAUGUUGCAGGUGCACUAGAUUUUUGCUAUGCAAUAAUCACUUUUGUAAAUUAUAAGGCAAUUGGGUGUUGAAGGUGUUGAAGCACCUUCUCUUUUAACUAUUGGAGUGAGCCGGUGGGUGGUGGUCCUUUCCAACUCUAUAAUUCUAUGAUUUGAUAAGUAAGCGCCCUUAAACUCAGUGGUGCUUCUGAUUGUAUAUGCUAAACUUGCAAAACACACUGAGUUUUAACCCUUGGUCCUCCAUCUGGGCAAGAAAGAGAAGUGUGGCUCAUAGAGGGACUUUAAGCCAAAUGAAAGCAAAUUCUUAUCUAUAGAUGCUCAGAUAAGACUUUCCCCUCUGCUGUUUACUUUGAGGACAGGUGAUCUAAAACCAGGGCAUGAUCCACCAGACCACCUCCUGUGCAAGGAAGAUGGGAGUUUUACACAAGAACAUUCUGGUGGCAUGGGCCUGCACUGAGGAACUAAGCUGGUAUGGUAAUGACAUAUUUGACCUCAGUAAGAACUUUCAGCAUGUUUACUAUAGAGAAGAAAAUCUUUGAAAAGUGUCCAGAAAUGCAGGUCUGCAAAUGGCCUGCCUUUCCCCACUCCAUUGAAAUGCAAAGCUCCCACUCAUAUUUUGAGGGAAUAGAAUUUGGCCUUGCUCCUAUACAGAUGAAGAGUGGUAUGUGCCUCAAGGUUUUUCCUGUAGCCAUGCCAACUCUUCACCACUUCUAUAUACUGCAAAGAAGAGUUUGGGUUGUUGCACAGAAAAUAGGAAUUUCCCUUCCAUCCCAAUAUGCACAUAAAUAAGACCAGGCUUGUGUUCAAAGCCAGCCCGUACAGAACACCCUGCAGUAAUUUAAAUGGGAAUCCACUAGAAUGUGGGUCACAGCAGCCAGGAUAUCCCUGUCUAGGCUGUAGCUAGCAGGUGUAGCUGGAAAUAGACAUCCCAUGCUGCCAAAGUCAUUUGGGCUUCUAGGGGCAAGAUGGAAUCCAGGAAAUGGUUGGUCCUUGACAAUGAGAUCGUUUCAAUAUCUACCCUUCCAACUGAAACAUUAACCCACUGCCCAGUCAUGAAAACCAGGUUGAGGAUAUGUCUGCCUAAUGAGUUGGGUCAGUGAUGUACUGAGACAGCCCCAUGGUUGUUAUGGCAGCCAUUACGUCUUGAGCUGGGGCAGACAAGGUAGCCUCCACAUGGAUGCUGAAAUCUCCCAAGACAAGCAUCUGGUGGGUUUCUGGCAUCACACUCAAGACCACCUCUGCCAGCUUGGAUAGAGAGACUGCUGAGGGGCAAGGUGGUUAGUAGCAAAAUCUCCACUCUAUCUCUCUGACUCAACAUGGAUGCAUCCCACUGGGUGCGGUCAGUGGGCUAGGGUGACUAGGCUAGUCGCCUAAAUGUUCCCCUGGUGCCUCCUUCCUAAAGUCCGGGAAGGUUCUGAUUGGUUUAGGGACAGAGGCACAACGCUCAUGUCAGGAUGUCAAGACAUCACAUGCAUGACAUCGCCUGCCCCCAAUUGCAUUUACAAGCUGGCACCUCUGACCUGAAUUAUUCCCCUACAAAAAAUUUCACUGCAAGCCAUGGAUGCAUACCCUCAAGCCCAUCUCCUGUGCAGACCUGGCCUCUUGGCAAGGGAGACAGUGCCUGACUGUGUAUGACUGUGAUCUGCUUCUGGCUCGCCAGUCAGGGCUAAAAGUAAAGGUAAAGGGACUCCUGACCAUUAGGUCCAGUCGUGACUGAUUCUGUGGUUGCAGUGCUCAUCUCGCUUUAUUGGCCGAGGGAGCCGGCGUACAGCUUCCGGGUCAUGUGGCCAGCAUGACUAAGCCACUUCUGGCGAACCAGAGCAGCGCACGGAAACACCAUUUACCUUCCCGCCAGAGCAGUACCUAUUUAUCUACUUGCACUUUGACAUGCUUUCGAACUGCUAGGUUGGCAGGAGCAGGGACCGAGCAACGGGAGCUCACCCUGUCGUGGGGAUUCGAACUGCCGACCUUCUGGUCGGCAAGUCCUAGGCUCUAUGGUUUAACCCACAGUGCUACCCACGUCCCUCCGGUCAGGGCUAGUGUUGCACAAAACACUGGUGCUGCACUGAAAUGGGGCAAAGGUAGGUUCGGCUCAACAUAAAUUUGAGAAGAGUUGAUAGUGUUGUCAGAUGGAGGCAAACAUGACUUGGUUGAACAUCAAAGACAAAGGUUUCCAGAACAUUGUGGAUAUCGGAGAGAAAUGGGGAACCUGUGGUCCUCCAGAUGUUGCCGGACUUCAGCCACCAUCACCCCUGACCAUUAGCCAUGCUGGGAGUCUAACAUCUGGAAGACCACACCUCUAGUGUAUAUUCAGAAUCCACUUGUCCUUUGGUCCCAGUUCCCCAGCCCUGUGCAGGAAGGCAAAACUGUCUCCGUCUCCCUUUGGCCACAUGAUGAAGGUUAUAAAGUAAUGUUGCUUUGCAUCAGCUGAGAAGCUGCCCCUUAAUUAGAAAUCAGCAAUGCCUGGAAUACGUUAAGGGACUAGAUGACACAUAUGGUGUAUUUAUGUGAUAGUAUUGCAUACUGGGUACGAUUACAUUAAGGUCUUAGCAUGCCAGGCAGUUAAGGAGCUGGGUGAACGAAAGGCUACUUGCAAAGAUAGCUGAAUAUGAGGCAUAUGGGUUACAUCAUUUCUGAGCAUCUUUCCUCCUCCCCCCUGAAUGGGAGUGACAGUCCUACUCAAUCUACUUUUAGUGUUUUGCUUUUUAAAUACACACAUUUUUAUUUUAUUUAUUUGUUUAACAGAAUAUGUGUACCACUCAACAGCAAAUAAAGUGAUUCCCAAAUUUUUGCACCUGGACCACUUGAAAAUUGCUGAAGGUCUUGGUGGACAGGUGAAGGAUUUUUUUUGCCUGUUGCAGCAAAUUGUAAAGUGAUAUUCUAGGUGCUAUAUGAUUUUAAAUUGUAUUUUUUUAAACUUAUUUUAUUUCUUAGCUUUUGGAUUGUAUUCAACAAAUAUUUCUCAGAGUAGACCUAUUGAAGUUAAUGGCCAUCACUAACUUAGGGUCUUGUCAGCUUGCACAGAAUUCUGCCAGGCCUGCUGAGCUAUAGAAUAGCACUAUGAGAAAUGAGAGAGCAUGCUAGCACAAUCCUAAAUAUAUGGACCAAUAUAUGGACAUUCAAACUGUCUUUCAGAGAAACUUGCCUAUCAUUAUUGAUCUUCUCAUUUAGAAACCUCUGAGAAGCUUACAUGGAGCCUCAGGGUUCUUUGUAACAUAGUUUUAAAAUGCCACUAUAUGCCUUUGCUGUUAUUUUGGUAAGAUGAACCUAUUCUGGGCUGACCUGCAUGCUUGAUUGUUGCUUGUUGUUUGCACAGCAGCUUUAACAAAUCAAGCUAUGUUGCACAUGUGGCCUUUAAAGUUGCUACAUCUUCAGAGCAAUAGUGGACUUCUUUCUAAAAAUGUAAGCAUGGCAAGCAGGACAGUUCACAGAUUUUUAAAGAAUGUAAUCUCAACUUUUUGGACUUGAUUGGCUUUGUUCUGGUCAUUUCAGGAUUACCAGAUGCCUUUACACAGGUAUAUGUCAUGCUUAUAGAGUAUGGGCAGGGGAAAUAAUUGUCACCCCUUAAUGAUAGACUGCAAGGAUCUCUGGAAGAAUCUUGCUUAUGCUUAGUUCAGUGUUUCUCAAACCUUGAGUAUUCUCUCCUAAGGAGAGUCCAUUGUUAACACCCCCAAGGAGAGCCCAACAGUGUUGAGCCCAACACACAUAUAAGUGCACACAGACACACAUACAGCAGCAAUGCGUAGCAUAAAUACCUAAUUUAUUGGGAUGAGUUGACAGUCAUAGGAUAGGAAGCUGAAGAAGAGUGGUACAUUGGUUUCCUGUUGAACUUGGUCUGGUGAAGCCUGGGUUCACAUCCCUGAUCACUAUCUGACCCUAGCCUACCUCACAGGAUUGUCAUUAUUAGAAAAAGUGGAAUGCCCCACACCCAUUUAUGAGGGCACUAUUGCUUCAGCUCUGAGGAAAAACUCUGGUACUUCUCCUCUGCCUGCCCACUACACCAUUGAACUUAGGGAGGACCUAACACGACCCUGAGGCUAUGCGUUGCAGGGAAAGCUCAGCAGCACUGAGCAAGCUGUAUUUCAGGGACACUUUUCUACUACUAAUGACACUGAGCAAUAUCUGAUAAAGCUCCUUAGGGACCGGAAUGUAGCUUUUAACACCCACUGAGCUAACGGUUAAAGAAUAAGACAGGGCUGCAUCCACUAGCCUCUGUCUGCUAGCAAACAGGCUCUUACACUAGUGGAUGGGUGAGCUUUAAUGUUGCACAACAGAUAAAUCCAGUGCAACAGUUGCACUUGUGGAAACUUGUGCAUCAGGUUGCACUGUCUGUUGUGCAACAAAGUUCUCGGCAAUCUUCUUAUGCAUUCUCUUGUGUAGCAACAUUUUGCUGGUGCCAAACAUUUCACCAGCAGAGCAUGCGUAGUGCUAAGUGACUAAACAUGACACUGGAUACAACACAAAGUUUUGUUUUUUAAAUUCAUCACCAGUAAAAUAUCCUUGGUAAUGAAAAUAUAGUGUAAUAACUGGCUGCAUUGCUUAGCCUUCUUCAACAAAACACUCAAUGAAUCAUAGAAUUGUAGAGUUGAAAGGACCCACUGACAACAGCCACUGACAAACCCACCUCCCUGAGAUUAAGAGUGUGACUCUUAAUCUGUGCAGGAUAUUCUACUUGCAGUAGAAUGCAUGUAAGAAAGUUCAGAGCUUGCGAAAACAAUUAUGGAGGGUGCUGUAGAUGCUGCUAUAUAACCAAGAGCUCUGCAUGCUUCUGCCUUCUUGCUACAGCUGCAAAGAAACAACACUCUAGAAACUGCUGUUCCUCCUUUAUGCUUUGGGGAUAAAAAUACAUGCUAGAUUCUGCCAUCUCAAAUUACUGAUACUGUAUUCCUUUUCAUGCAUGUUUAUGCUUAAUUGUGGGGAUUGUUUUUGAGUGUUGCCCAUAGGAAAUUCCUUCGUGAGUUACAGAUAUUGGGGUGGGUGGGGAAGCCAUUAGUUGUUUGGGGGGGUGUUGUGUGCUUGAACAUAAAUGCAAUUCUGUAUAAUAACUAAAUAUGCCCUAGUCUGAACUCUUAAGCAGAAAUUAAAUGAUGGUCUUGAAGAUGACCUGGAAUAGAACUUUCUCACUAAAAGAGCUUUUAAUUUGGGACUCUUAUUUUAACUCUUUAUACUUCAAUUUGUGAAUCUUUAACUAUGCUGUACCUAUAGUACAGAACUGCAUUGUUGUGUUUAUGUCAAAAAUGAGGUUCUGCUAUUCUGUUCCGCUCCCCCCCCCCCCAUCCCCAGCGUGUUGCUUUAAAACAUCAAAAUGUAUUUUAAGCAAAACACCGCAGAGGAAUGAAUUGUGUAUUAAGGAAACAGUAUCCUUUCCCAUGCACACUGAGACCCAUUUUCCCCAUACACAAGUAACUGGCACCAUUUGCUUUCCAACAAAACUCGUAGCAAAAGGUAUAUAUGUGAAAUUUGGCUGUAUUGUUUUGUACUGUGCUACAUUUAGGAGGUCUUGGGACGCGGGUGGUGCUGUGGGUUAAACCACAGAGCCUAGGACUUGCCGAUCAGAAGGUCAGUGGUUCAAAUCCCCACGGGGUGAUCUCCCGUUGCUCAGUCCCUGCUCCUGCCAACCUAGCAGUUUGAAAGCACGUCAAAAUACAAGUAGAUAAAUAGGCGGGAAGGUAAACGGCGUUUCCGUGUGCUGCUCUGGUUCGCCAGAAGCGGCUUAGUCAUGCUGGCCACAUGACCCGGGAGCUGUACGCCGGCUCCCUCGGCCAAUAAAGCGAGAUGAGCGCCGCAACCCCAGAGUCGGCCACGACUGGACCUAAUGGUCAGGGGUUCAUUUACCUUUGAAGAGACUUACCUUUUCUUCUCAUAUCUAUCCAAUCCUGCUGCUUCAGCACCAACACAGAGAGACAUGUGCCCAGGAGCAAAAGUGGCCUUCAGUAGCAGAUAUUUUAGGGGGCAAAAAGCCAUGCAGGCGUGCGUCUUUUUAAACUUCCCCUCCAAACCACUUGCUGCUUUUUUGUUGGCAAACUGUUCCAUCAGUGUUGGACAGACGGUUGACACAAUAUGGUGUACAUAUAGGGGGUGCAUGCAGAGCAGGAUAAUCUCUGGUGGCCACACUCCUUGAAAAGGUAAAAGGGAGCAAUUGGGCCUGAGCUUCAUCAGGGUCUGGCUUUGAGUCAGAACUUCCACUUUAAAUCUGAAUUUAAACUCACACAAGUGAUACUGAAGUUGAACUCUUAGGCUCCAGAUGUGUUGCAAUCCCAUCUUGUUAAUGCAAUAAAACAAAAUCUGGACUUGAUAUUUUGCAUGUUUUUAAAUAAUCCAGUACUAUAAUCAGUUGUUGAGGCAUGGCAGAGUAUUUGAAGCCAAACAUAUUUCAUCUAAUUUCCAUUUGAUUCUACAGUACGGCGAUCUGCCUUUCACGUGAUCUGUCAUUAUGGAAGUCGAAAGGGUUUGUGGACCGAAAGCUUUAUUUAGGUUUAAUGAAAACCAAAAUGAAAAGACGGCUGGUUCCUUUAUUGGUCCCCAACUGUUAAAAAUCUACUCAAGUUGCAAGGGAUGUCAGUUUAACCAGAGUUAGCACCCUGAAGACAGUUAGGGGGAAAUCUGUUAUUAUAGUUGGAUAUGAAGGGAUACUGUCUCUUUAAAGGCAAAAAAAACCUCACAACCCAACACUGUUCUGUAAGAUGCUUUACAUUUGGACUGCGGAAUGGUGCAUACCUUUGCUGCUGGAAGUGGGGGGAAACACUGUCCUAUUCACUGUUUACUUGGAAUUCUUUGAUGGGUGAAAUAAGAAUAGCAUAACAUCAUUCCUUUUUGUAACUUUCAUAGAGAGUGCAUUGCAACAUCUGUUUGCAGACGUCUCAUAACAAGAUAGUGACAUAAGACAUUUCUAUUUUUAAACGUGUCCCAGUUUAUUUUUUUUAUUUCAGAAAAAAAGCUCUGAAUGUUGAAUGUGUGUAAGUCACCGGGAAUGUAGCAAGUUGAUAAAAUCCAAGCCAAGUCCAUCCUCCUUGCAGGGAAACACAAAAAGCUGGAAUUGCUUUUUAUGGACAUUUGUUUUGCAGCUUUCUACAUCUUAAGGCAGAGAAUAGCCAGGAUAAGGUGCCAGCCCAAAGGUUAGCUGAACAUAUUUCUCAAAAUAAUUUUGGCAAGAUGGUGUUUUGGAGGCAUGAUCUCUAAAGUCAUGCAUGGAGCGCAAGAAUGAUAUAACAACCCAACAGGAAAUAUGCAUGUAAUUACUUUGCUUAUUAUUUUAGGGGGAUAGCAGAACUUCAUGAAUGUAUUUAAUGACUAAUGUAGACAUAUAUAUAUAUAUAUAUAUGACUUGAUAUUUAAAUGAUUAGGCUUUAAGCUCCAAAUACUUUGUUUUAUCCCUUUAUGGAUGCUAUUAAUAUGUUUUGUAAUAUAUUUACAAUUUAUUAAAGAGGUCUAACCUCAUUGUGACUUGAAAUCGGUGUGAGUAGCACACACCCAUACACACUUACCUGGGAGUGAGACCCAUUAAGUAUAGCAAGACUUAUUUCUUCUGAGUAAAUAUGCCUAGAGCUGCUCUGCCCGAGUACUCAGGAGUAAGUCCCACUGGAUUCAAUUGGACUUUCUUCUGAAUAAGGUUUUUUUAGGAUUGCAGCCUAAAGCUAAAAUAUUAUGCAUACUUCUUGAAAGAAAGUUCAAUUUAAUUUAGCAGAGCUUCCCAGUAAACAAGCAGAGGAAGGGGCACGUGAUUGGCAUGGUAUACAUUUUAAAACAAUUGUUUGAUUCCUUCUACUUUUUCCGAAAACUGGGAACCCCAACUCCACUUGCCAUGUUGAGUUUUCAGACACACUCUGGUGAGCACACAUAUUUUAUCAACCAGCUCACAGAACCAGAGGCUGCCUUGCCUUCUGGUUUUCUGGUGUCUCUUUUGCCUAGUCAGCUAGGCUUAGGGAUGUGAUUGUGCUUUCUGAGCAAGGCUGACAAAUGUGAGAUUUCCUCACACCUGUCAGUUUUAAUGCAAGGCACAACAAGGGCUCCUGGACUGAUGCCAUUUGACCAAAUAUUGGCAGAGAAUGAGGAUCAAAUCUGCCCCAGAGCCUCCCAGCUCUUGUGAGGAAAAAAUGGUGAACUCAUCCAACAUGGUGGCUUAAUUUUUUGAAGCCAAUUUCAGCCUCUGUUGCAGCAUAAGAUUUGGGAAAUACUGCUUCAGACUUUGGUGUAUGAGUAAUUUGCACUGAACUUUCCUGGAGGUGUUCCAACAUUAUGUACCAUACAAAGGAAUGCUUGUCAUAUAUUAUCUUGAUGUGCAAUAUUGAUUUACUGCUACAUAAAAUGUAAGUAGCUUAGCUGGUUAGGUACCUGGGACUUGAUUUUUGUUUUUUGGUAAAGCAAAAAACAUACUUUUUGGUAAAGUAUGUGCAGUAUGAAAGCCAUUUUCAAAAACAGUAGCAGGAUGUUGUUUGCACUAGUUUUCUCAUACACAAGCCUAAUAAUAAUGCCAUAAUAUGGUGGGUGAUUGGAACUCCAAUACCUGUUUUAUUUAAGAUGGCCACAAGUUUAGUUCUCCAGUGCUUCUCCCCAUUGCAUAUGGAAGCAUUUGUCCAACAUUUGGCACUGUCAUUCCAAUAUGAGAGAGAGAGAGAAAGAUUAAAGGCCAGCUGCCCACAAUAAAGUGUUGGGAAAGCACAUUAAAAGGUUGUAAAUGUGCACAUCGAACCAUUACAAUGGCUUUAUAGUAAAAUACGUUUCAUGAAUGAAGCAUGUGUUUUAGAAACUUACAUAUUAUUUUUUAUUUGGAUUAAGAAAACUUAAAUUAAUGUACAACUAGGAUAGUUAUGUGUCCCUUAAUCAGAAAGGGCAGUUUAAUCAUUGCCUUAGGUUGCUUCCCCACCAAUCCUGUACUCUAGAAAUGUGAUAUUUUAUGCACUAACUUUUCAUAGAAAAUUCAGGAAAUGUCACUGCCAACCUAUUAAGUUCCAUGUUUUCAGUGUCAUCCAUACUAGAUACAUGGAGAUACUUUUGACAAGAAAAUGCAUUUGCAGUGCCUGUCUAGAGAAGCUUUUAAGGGCUACUCUUCAUUUAAUUGAAAGCUUCUUCCUUGCCUACAAAUUAUGAACCAACACUGGCUCAUGAGGCUAUGUAUGUAUGGUGAAAGAGGGACCCGACAUGUGUCCAGACACAACUGGUUAAGUUUUAAUAGCAGGAAAAGUUCAAGCAUGACAUUCCAAAGUAUGCAUAAAACAUACACAAUGCAUGCAUCUGUAGUAUAUAUUUUUAAAAUUCCUUUUAAUAAAUAACUAUCACCUUAUUAUGGUAUGAAUGUAUGGACUUAUGCUGUAACUCUAUACACACUUAGCCUGCAAGCCUAUACAUAUCUGAUAAUGAUAAUGAUAAUUUAUUAUCCAUACCCCACCCAUCUGGCUGCAUUGCCCCAGCCACAUCUGGGCAUAAAUCCCAAUGCACUCAAUGCAGCUUAGUUGUAGAUAUGCAUAGGCCUAUUAUUUUGCUAUAUCCUUUUUUACUGGUUCUUCAUAGUGUCAUUGGAAGUUGUAGUGGGCAUACAAUACAUUCCCUCAGCAACCCACAUGUUAUAUUUUGCAUUUUAAAUUAAAUUACUUAAAAGUGAGGCUAACCAUGUCCCCCCUUGUUUGUGUGUAUUUUAAUGGAAGCAUAUUGGGCGGCAGGGGAGAGUUGUAGCAGAAAAGUGGUGAGCAGGGAAGGAUUGAGCACUGCUUCUUCCCAUCACUUCUGUGCUCCAACUCUCUCCUUUACUCCUCACCGGCCCUAAACUAUGGUUUAGCAAGGGUGAGGAAAUCCAACUGCUUCCAUCAUCACCCUGUGCUGCUGCUCCCCAAGUACCUGGAGCUAUGCAUUAUGAACAUUAUGUGCAAACUUGGGCUCAUGGCACAUCCCCCAAACAAUCCACAACCUGUAGACAAAGGACAAACUUGUGGAUUGUUGGGAGUGACACAAACCACAAGCCCAGGUUCAAACAAUGCCUUAGCUCAGGGUAGCAUGGCAGCAACAGGCCCAGAGGAGGAGCAAAACCAGCCAUGAUAUUUGCUCAGUAAGUCUCACUAAACCAUGGUUUGGCGUAGCAUUUCAUGUGAAUAAGACCACUGCGUCAAAUGCAUUAUAAUCAAAUAAUGUUUGUGCACCUCAGUUCGACAAGAAGAGUGACAAGUCUGCUUACGUGUAUUCACAGCUGUAUGUCAGCCUGGAUGUAAACAUGGGGAAUGCGUUGGACCAAACAAGUGCAAGUGUCAUCCAGGAUACACUGGGAAAACAUGCAAUCAAGGUAAGAUUUAUGUUAUUUUAAGGAAUGUGGUGUUGCUUCAAGGUAUUGAAAAGAGCAAUUAAAACUUGAACUAAAUGUUCUGCAGCUAGUUCAAGUUUCAACUGCCCUUGGGUCAGCUGACAUACUGCUGAAUUUAGCAGGGUGAAAGCUGGUUCAUAUAUUUGCAGCCCUAUUGGUGAUGCCCAAGAAGAACUGGUGGAAAAAUAUCAAUGGCGGUCAUUUCCUGCCAUAUGCAGUUUAUGAACUGGAGUUUCUAGGUCUCCCUGCAUGAAAAUCACAGCACCAAUCACCUACUUGAAUUGAAUUAGAGCUUCCACCUUUCUCAAAGACACCCACUUGGGAGUUGCUAAUACUGCAUCCCAGCACAAUCCAUUUUAUGAAAGUAUUAAAAAAAGUGCUUUUGUUGUUAGAGGUACAAGAUUGGUUCCUUUCCAAGAUCAGCUGUAAGGCCUAAAACUUAAAAUGCUGGUUUUGAUUUAGGUAACAAGGACCUUGCUUUUAUGAAAGCAAGUCCCCAUGCUAAUUUAAAGUAUAAUAAUAAUAAUAAUAAUAAUAAUAAUAAUUCCAGUUUCACUUUGUAAUAGCAAACUACCCACAAUGACCCCAUCAUAUUAUAAUGAAAAAGAACAGUGUUGUUUAAAAUGGCCAUUAUUGUCAACAUAUUACACUAUUUUUAUUCACUUCUCCCCAAAGUAUUAUUUUAUAUAGUGCUGAGCACUGCCAGGUACUUAAGGAAGUCACAGCCACUCUCUCCAGCUAGCCUUGAUAAAGCUUUCCUAAGCUCAUUACAGAAAAGCAAACGAGUGUUUUAGAAAACCUGACAAUUUGAGUAAGGUGGUGCUGUACAGAACUGUGUUCCCUGAGAGUUACUAAUCCUCUGAUGGCAUAAUGAUUUCUAAACGCUUUUUAAAACUCAUUUGUUUGGAUAUAUUAAUCCUUCCUUGACGGAUUCAUGGGGAAUCUAAGCCCACCCUCCCUGUGACCUCAUUUCCUCUGCUUCCUUCUUUUUCUCCAUCUUACAGGCACUUUGCCAUAUAUAUUGUUUUACUUUGGGGAGAAAUGUUAUGUAUUGCUUUUAUUCUAGAACUUCAGCUCUCAGAAGUGCCCGCCACAAAGAUACUGUAGGUCCGCAGCAAUUUAAAAUAUCAAAAACUGAGGAGCUGUUGUGAAAUGAGCUCAACAGAGAGAAGAAAGCUCAUGCUGAUUUUAGAUUAUACACAGCAUCCUGUUGACAAAUCUGCUACUUAAUCAUAGGACUCCAAUUCAUUUCAAUGAGGAGCUUUCCUGUGAGAUUUUAGAAUCAGCUGAUGUAUGGGGUGAAUAGAAUAGAAUAGAAUAGAAUCAGCUGAUAUAUGGGGUGAGGACUGUGCUUGUACUGAUACUAUCUGCAUUUGUUAAAAACCUGCAUGUUGAACACAAAGACACAUUUACCUCUAUGCCCAGUGGCUUUGAUAUGCUCUUCCUCUCAUUGAUUUCAACAGGAAUCAAUUAGAGCUUUGCAAUAGGGCCCAACACCCUACCUGACCAGAUUAAGCUGUUCACUCCUCUAGCCCUGGCUGCAAAGAGUUGCCUAUAUUUUAAACAAACUGUACUUAUGAGGCAGAUCUGCAGAUCACACGUCAAGCGGCCGGAUGGGUGUAAUUAUUGUUGCUUUCUUUGGCAUCCACUGCCUGGCUCUAUUAUAGGUCAAUGUCAUUUUGUAAUAUGAAUGGCCUUUCCUGAAUGGGAAAUGUCUCCCUAAAUUAUUAUCGCACCAUCAUCAAAUAAAAGUUCUCCUGCUGGAAAUGAGAUCAGAUGGAGUUGUCCAGCUCCAACCGGAUGGUGUUGUCUGUGGCAAUUUAUUUUCACUGCAUUUAUGAUUGUCAUAAUCCCAAAAGGCUACAAUUCCUGUGCAUUCCCUUUAUAACAGAGUUCUAUAAAUGUGCAAGUGUUUGUGUGUUAAACACAUUUAAGGGUCUUCUCAUUAACAAGUGGAAGACAAUUCCUUUUCGUAAGGCAGGACAUUUAACAUUUAUUUCCAUUUCUUGCACACUAAACACAGAACUUUGAAAUGAAAUAAUGAUGUUUAUGUGAUCAAAUGCUUGCAUUAAUUAAUUAAUUGAUUGCAUACAUGACUUCCAAAUUCUUCUCCUUUCCCCAACUUAGCUGAGCUGAAGACAUUAAAAUUUCCCACUUCUGGCAGCUGAUGCUGUGAGCAACUGGGUUGUGAUUCUGUGGUGGAUCUGUAAAGUCCUAAGGGUAGAGGGUGUGCAUUAGAACUGCUGCCUUAGGCUAUAAUCCUAUACACCUUUACCUGAAGUGAGGCCAUAUGCAUAGAUGUUCUCAGAGGAUUGUACAGUAAAUUGAGUGAGUAGAAAACAGAAAAUCUACCAUGUACUUUUUCAGUGACUUUCACAUUUGUUUUUGCCAUAACACAUUUGCAUGGUAGCCAUGUAUCCUACUUUGCAGAUGACAGCCCUCUAUUUGACUGGCCCAUGUCUGGCUUAAAGAUGGUCAGAAGAAGGGAGAGUGGGGGCCUUGAAGUUGCCCACCAGCCAUUCACACCUGGAGAAUAGACUAAGCAGGCACACAGGUUACCUGGUAACAGACUUUCCCACUACGAGACGUAUUGGAUUUCUACUUGAUUUAUAGUAAUACUGUGGGAGAUAGCUCAGUUGGAUAGAGCAUGGUGCUGAUAAUGCCAAGGUUGCAGGUUCAAUCCCCACAUGGGACAGCUGCAUAUUUCUGCAUUGUGGGGGGUUGAGACUAGAUGAUCCUUCCAACUUUACCGUUCUAUUGCAUUCUAUUUAUAGUGUCAUUCCUUUUUUAUGGUGGUGAUGAUGACGCAUUUCCUCUUUUUAUGACAUAUAAGUGGUCACUUACAUUUCAUUUGAAAUAAUAAUCUGAAAUAGUCACAGUUCAAAGAAUCAGCAGGACCUCGACAAAUCUUACAGUAGAACUAGGAGGCAAACCUGUGGAUCCAUUUGUGUGCUGGCUAAGAUAACAGACAUGCGGAGUUUACUGGCCUGUGGUCACUAAUUCUUCCCUGAAACAGCUUUCCCAGAGGGCUCUGCUUUUGGAAUUGACAUAGGGGAAAUGAUUUUAAACUGUUGGGGGUGGGAUAGAAUACUAGGUGGACAGAAUCUGUAUGCAAAGAAAGGGUAAAAUAGCCAUGAAUAUCUGCUGAUUCUCCCCAGAAAGUAAGCACUUCCACCUCUGGAUUAGGAGGGAAGCAUAAGUUACAUGCAAAAGACUUUUCAUGUGCAAUCUGUAGUUCGCUUGGUGUUCAGUGUGAAGGUCUAUAACGGGAUACGCCUAAAAUUCUCCUGAUCCAGAGCUCCAUGCCUGCACAUACAGGUAUUUGAUGGUAUUUGCCAUGUUGUUUUACUGGGUCUCGGUCUUUUGACUUCUGCUAUGCCUUCUCCUCAACAUGUGAAGCUGACCACCCAUAUGCCACCUCACAUGACUGGCCCAGUGAACCACAUUUUUUCAGCCCUCCAGAUCAUCAUGCAACACAUUUCCCGUGGAGGGGUGAGGACAAUCCUUUACUUCAGGUGGUGCGUUCCUUCCACCUGCACGGCUUUAAACCCCCACCAUGAAACCUCUUGCAAGUGUGCUGAAAGGACAAUGAACUUAUUCUGGCUGCCAUGUGAAAGCCCAGCCUGCAAUAUAAUUGGCAUGCAAAGCGACUUUGCUUUGACACUUCCUUGAGGCUGCAAUUCUCUCUCCUGGAAAGGCUUGACCUUAGACAAUUCUCUUCAUUUGCUCUCAUAGUUCCUUUCCUACUCAGAUCUUUUACGACACAUGCUGCUUUUUCUAAGCUCUUUUUCAGACCAAGAAAACAGUCUGUUGCCAUAGUUGUUAUUUACAUUUAUUCAUCACUUUUCACAAAGCAACUUACAAAUCCAUAAAAUACCAAAGCACUAAAAACAAAAUACAAGAAAACCCAAAUCCUGCAUUGGUUAAGGAAACAGUCUGAUUGAAAUAGGCCGAAGAAUUUUAUUUCAUAAUCUUUAAUAUUGGGGUAGUUCUGACACAGAUAUUAAUGUCUGGGUUAGCAUGUUUAAUACAUGUAAAACAUAACAUGUACUGUGGGAAUGGCAGUGACACAUGACCAAUACAGGCAGUCUUGCAACUUACAGCAUUACAUGCCAUCCUGACAUAGGCAUUAAUAUCUGAGGAAGAGUGGCCAUAGCUCAGUGGCAGAGCACAUGUUCUGCAUGCAGAAUGACCAUGUUCAGUUACUGAAUCUCCAGUUAGGAGCAUAAGUAGACAUUAAGAAGCUGCCAUAUCUGAAGUCAAAUCAUUGAUCCAUCUCACUAUUGCCUACGCUGACUGGGAAUGGCUCCUGAUGGUUUCAAACAGGAGUAUCUCUGUUUGAGGUCUCUUCCUGAGCCACUCCCAGGCAGAGAAGACAGCACUGGGAUGGAUGGUUAAAUAACUUGACUUGGUAUUAGAACAACAGUCAAGAAGGCAUUUUCUGUACACGCUGUAGAGGGAAGCAAGGAGCAGAUGGAGCUCAUCAACCUGGGAAGAUAGCCCUUCUAGGAGAAGGAAAAUUCUGAUCCUAAAUCUCCACUGCCUUGUGGGAUAUCUUCAGGAGAAGAACAGGGAAAGGAGUAAACUCUGCACAAAUCCGGAUUGGAGUCCCCAAGACGGAUGGCAUCUUGUACGCCUCCUUCUGGCAACUCCUGAAGCCAAGCUGGUGCCAAACGUAUUGCUUUGCUUUCCUUUUGGACCGAAUCAGAGAGGCCGAGGUGGGGUGGGGCUUGUUGCCUGGGCAGCCGAGGACCUCUAAACACAUUGCCCAGGCUUGCGCCCCCAGGGACGUCACUUCAGUACUGCAAAAACAGUGGUUUGACUUCACCCCCAGAGGCCCACUCCACUGUCCUUCGAGACAGCGCCAGCAACAACCAAUUCUUAAAAGUUGCAUCAAGCCACACAGAUCCUUGCUCCCGAUUGUUUGUGAUGCUCGCUGGCACAGUACAGUUUGAAGCUGACGAUCAAAAUCUGAACGCUCUUGAGCAGUGCUGUGUUUUUGCUAGGGAUCCUUGGUGGUGGUUGGAAAAGGAGGGCUGCUGGGUGCAGGUGCUUUUGUUGUUGGGAAAAUUGUGCUCACACUUCAGUCCAGGAUCACCUGUUGCUGACAAAUUGUGACCAUUGCCCUCCCCCCUGCAAUUCACACUAUAGCAUCUCCUCCUCUGUGGGGAAAGUCUUCUCAGUAGUGUCAAAGCCAUUCGCUGGAUGGUACUUGAGAUGUGACACAAGGUGUGACAUGAAUCUCUCCCUAUGCUUUUUUUAAACAGCCCCAGGCUGUGUCCUCCAUACACUUGUCACUUCCAUAUACUAGGAAUCUGCAGAGUUAAUUGUGUGAAAAGAGGACACUGCUAGUUUUUUGGGGUGGGCCUUGGGCAAGAAGCUUCCUUUAGGGGACUCACCUCUCUGAUGGGGCUCUCCUCCUCCUCAUUGUCAUUGCUGCCAAUUUGUCUUCUUCCCCAGGGUCCAUCCAACCUUUGCAUCACCCUUGUCAUUGCUUCCAUGCUUAGAGACAGCAGGUGAACAGGUAGACACAGCAAAGAAAAAGAGCGGCAGGAUUUGGCACCUCCAGGGCUUAGAGAUGGGCACCCAGCAGGUUGUGGUUCUUUGUAGGUAUCCGUUGAUGCCAGCCCCUGAUGCUGACCCCAGAUGUAUGUCUGAAAGCAGCUUCAGACCAAUAGUGAAAUGUAGGGAUGCAAUUAUAUCCUCAAGAGCAAAUAAUAUUUCAUUAUUACAUACAGCACACCACAUUAUUGUAGGUGGAGUCUUGCUUAUCUCUUUGUAGCUCUCAUGCAAAUAUAGCAGCGCACAAGCAGUUGUCUUUCUGGAGUAAUUCAUGUGUUCACAUUAACUGUCUUUCUUCUUGCAAUGUGAUGUUCAAGCUUAGCAGCCUGCGCUUAUAUCUGAGACUGCUUUUCCAAAGUGCUGCAGCAUCCAACCUGCUCCAAAAGCUUUUCAGUAUGCAGCUUUGAUGGUGACACUAUUCUUGCAUUGUUGUUGUUGUUGGUUCCCUACCCCACCCCAUGAGUGUGAAUAGCAUCAUUGUCAUAUUGUUUAACUUGGAAUAAUGAAGGGAAAUCUCAGUGAGGAGUAUAAGUGGGUUCAUUAAAAAAAACCUCUUAACCCCCAUUAGAAAUUUUGCGAAGCGCAAAGAAGCAAGGAGGAUUGCGAUAGAUGUUGUGAAAAGAUUCUGCAAAGUCUUUGAAACUUUUCAUCUUAGAAGAUUCAGACUGCAGGGUUAUACUUCUUCCCCUCUUUUGUCCAGAGAGAAAUUGUGCUAAGUGAAAUGUUUGGAGAGCCUGUGAAAUAAAAAAUAGACAAAAGAUAAAGUUUCCUGACCUUUUCAGCAAAUGCAGCAUGUGCGUGCCAAUUUAUUAAGAGUCUUGCAUUUCUCUGACUCCAAGCUAAAUGUGAAUGUUAGCCUGAACCUGCUCAGUGAUAAACAGUCCUCCCCUAAACAUCACAAUAUAAAACCAUAUGUAAAAUGAGUUGUGAAGUGUAGUGGCUAAGAGAAUGAGUUGUUUAAAAACCCAGGAAAUUCCUGGCUAAACACUAUUCUCCUCCAUGAAAAUGGAUGGCCUUUUCUCUCUUUGCUUUCUCUCUUUCUUUUAGCCUCGUACACACACACCCUGUUUGGCAUUUAGGGAUAAUCAUAGUGAUCUAAUUUACAGGGAUGUUGAAAGGAUUAUUUGUUGACCUAGACAAAGCUAAUAUGUAUAUAUUUCUCCAAUGCAACAUUUGUGAAAUGAUUUCACACACCAAGGAACCAGCAGACAACAUGGCGCCCUAUAGAUGUGCUUGGACUUCCAUCAGUUCCAGCCAACAUGACCAGUGGUCAAGGCUGAUGAAAGUUGAGAGUAUCACAGGGCACAAGUCCCUCUUUAAAGUGUCUAGUUCCCUGAUUCAGUCAUGAUAUAUUAUCCUUCCAGGAGCAUGGUUGGAGAAAAUAGUGGUUGCUCUCACUGCCCCACUGAUGGAAACCAUUCCCCUCUCGAGAAAGGUAGCUGUGCCAUGGUUGAAGAAGUGGAGAAUAUCUUUUAAAACAGGGAAGGGAAACCUGAUGUUUUUGGACUCCAUCUCCCAUCAGGCUGAGCCAGUAUGGCCUCUGGUUAGAGUCUAUGGUAGCUGAGGUCCAUCAACAUUUGUGGCCACCCCAUGCAACUACGCUAAGGUAGUUCCAGGUGAUGUAUUUUUCAGAUGUCCAUUGCAUUGAUUCAGCAUAACUGAUACUCACAAGGCACAUGGAAACAGUGGCAUUUCCUAGCUAGUUCAAAUGGAAGAGAAAACCACUGAGAGAAAUAUUACAGAGCAAAACCUGCUACACAGAAAUAUUGAACGUGCUUCUGAAAUGGUAAGAAAUGUGCGAAAAGAACAACAAACUAGCCACAACAACCGUAAAAAGGGUUUUGAUGACUUUUCUUUCACUUGCCUGUGUACUAUGUGUUCUAAACAAGGCAGAGGGAAAGCUGUUACAAAUAUAACUUGAAAGUGUAAACCAUUUCCCAGAAGAAGCUAAGGCUGCGGAAGGGAAGGAAUCACACAAUGUUUGUUUAGAUUUAAUGGAAUUAUAAUGGAGACCCUUAAUUAAGCCCCUUGUAUUGCUUUUGGCCGGUGAAUGGAACACCAGGGGUGGGAAAACAAAUGUGACCUUAUGCAUCUUCCUAAAGUUUCUAGAAUGUUUUGCAAGAAGUGAAUCUCAAAACAUUAAACAAAACUCUAGCACUAUACUAGAUGCUCGCACUGUCUUGCUGAUGAAGCGAUUGAGUAAAGCCAGCAAAAAUAUUUUGUGCAUAUAAUUAAAAUUCAGCAACUUAUAGAAGCUUACUGGAACAAAGUAUGAAUACACUUCCCAGCAGAAACACUUAAAGUAUGUGCACAUUAUUCUUAGACUAUGCCACUAAUAGCUAGCCAAUAUCAUUACACUUGAGUACCAAAAUAUAUUAUGCCAGAUGGUGUCAGAUUCAAAGCUCAGUAGAAUGAUCCAAACAAUACAACAGGUGGACUGGGAUUUUGUUUUACUAAGCCACUGCAUUAUUUGGGAGAGAAAAAGAUAUGAACCUACUCUAUCUGCUGGGUUUAGUUUAUGUUCUUCACUUAAUAUCUGCCUUCUAACCUAUAGAGUUUAGCUGAACUUGAUUUUAAAGGAAAUGGAGCAAUUGAGUGCCUAUCUAUAGCCAAAUCUAUCCUAGGACUGAUAGAAUGUCAGUCCUAAAAAUAUUCUGGCAAAAAUUAUGUUGCCCCUCUCCCUUCAGUCUGUUGGAGUGGGGUGGUGGAAGAGGGAGGUAAAAAAGAUGGAAGGUGUGGCAGAAAAGGAGAGAAAGAAAAGAGAUAGUAGCUAGAGAGAGAGAGGGAGAGAAGGAAGGAAGGAAGGGGAUGGCAGAAAAGAAGAGCAAAUGGCAGAAAGAGAAAAGGGAUGACUCCACACACUUUUGAUUCUGGCCCCAUCGCAUGCUGACUUUGAUUCACUGGCAGGUAGCCCCUGACAGAUUAGCCCUGUAGCCCUUGACAGACAAAAGGUUGCCUGUCCCUGUUCUGAGGGAUGCUGAAUCAUACACUCCAUACUUACAACUCCUCCUCUCCCCAGCCAGCCAGCUUUAAUAAUGAUUAUGAUUUACACCAGACCUUAGGAAUCGUUUAUACUGAUGCAGGUUAAGUCUGGUGCCAACAAAAGCCUUGACUACAGCUACAUAGGCAGGGAUAAUUGAUGUGGGAUGGAAGUGGAGAGUGUGCAAUGCCUCUAUUGUUAUGGGAUUAGAAGUACUGCAAACAGACUGUCCUUCUGACUAUAUGUAGGUAUGGGAAUAUAUUGCAAGAGGCAUUUUAGGAUCAAGGCUGGUCUGGUUUUGAGAACCUUAUCACUACCAUCUUCUGCAAUUCUAAAGAUGCCAAUAUGCAAUGCCUGCUCUGUUUUUGAUUCCUCCCCUCUGUGCCCUUUUUAGAUCUCAAUGAGUGUGGUCUGAAACCAAGACCAUGCAAACACCGGUGCAUGAAUACCUAUGGCAGCUACAAGUGUUAUUGUCUGAAUGGAUACAUGCUUAUGCCAGAUGGAUCAUGUUCUAGUAAGUCAAGACCCUUCUGUUUAGGGGUUUUUUUUUAACUGAUUAAAGAAAACGUUGCUGUGAGUAAAGGAUGAACGGUCUGCUAAACUGGAAAAGCAAACAAAAAUGGAAUAAUUCAUCCCAUUAUUUUUAUUAUUGCAAGAUAUAUGGGAUGGACAGAGCAGUUUCUUUGCAGCCCAUGUUCAUCGAUAAAUCUGUUCUGUCCUGUUUCAGAAAAUAAUCACAUGAAAAAUAUAAAUUAGUGUUUGAGUGUGUAUAUGUGUAUGUGUGUGUGUGUAAAAAUAUGGGGUUGUAUCCAAUGUCAGUCAUAAGCAGAGUAGACCAACAGUAAUUAAAUGACAUACCUAACUUAGGUCCUUAAUUUCAACGACCCUACUCACAGUAGAACUUAGUUAUAUACAGCCCUUGUACUUUGUCAUGAACUGUAUGUAACUAAGUUCUAUUGUACUUCGUCAAUACAUGCAUUUCAAAAUAUAUUUUAUCUUAAAAUCUACAUUCUUGAUGAAUUUUGGUUUGGGUUUUUUGAGCCAAGAACUGAAAGGCAAUAUUUGGAGUAGUAGAAGGACAAUUACUGUAGCUUCCAAUUUACACAUUUGUCUGGGUGGUGUGGAUCAUGUCAGUUAAUUUUGGAGUACGCAGAAAUUGAAUUUCUUCGAAAUAUACAAGCACAGCCUCUCUUUUGCUCACAAUCAGCUCAUUUGGGAAUGUUGUUCUUAGCAAGAGCUGCAACAUACCUGGCUGCGUGUUACUGUACAAUGUAAACGCAACUCACUAAAACUGUCAAGCACCUGCUGGUUUCUGUGUUUGGAAACCGUAGUACAAAACUCCCCAGUGGCCAGGUUCUUCCUUUCUCUUACAAAAGCGAAUAUUUUGAAUACUUCACCACACCAAGAAUGGGAGAGGGAAUGACGGAACCUUCCCUACAGCCAAGAGAUUAGAUUUUAGAAGGAGGGUUUCAGAUAAAAGCAUACCAGUUUCUCCUAAGAAUGGAAAUUGCUUUUCAUUAGUGAGUUCACUGAAAGAUCCAUUCUGCAAAAACCCAGCGGCCAACCUCUUGAGUAAUUUCAAGGUACAGAAAGUCACAGGGUGGUUACAGAUAUAGCCAUUCUGUCACAUGUUUUUCCCAUAUCAGUACCUGGGACUGUUUGACAGAAGAAUACGGACAAUUAAAAUCACCACAGGAUAGGGUGGUCAUUUGAAUAAUGGACUCCCUCUAUACUGGAGCUUUGCUGUACAACAGCCUUCUCCAACUGGGUACCCUGCAGUUGUUUUAGACUACAACUCCCAUCAGUGCCUUCUAGCUUGGCCAGAAGUCAAGAAUGAUGGCAGUCUUAGUCCAGCAACACCUGGAGGUUUACCAGAUUGAGGAUGGUUCCUGCACUAAGUAGGUAAGAUCAAACAAAACAUGUUUUGUUCUCCAAGAAGCCCUGUCUAUCUAACUCCAUAUUGUCUACACUGACUGGCAGAAGCUCUCCAGGGUUCCAGGCAGGCAAUCUCUCACCUUCUUACCUGGAGAUGCCAGGGAUUAAACCUGGGACCUUCUGCAAGCCAGACACAUGCUCUGCCACUGAGCUAUGCCUCCCUUCCCCAAUCUCACAAAGCCUCUGAAAUGUUGUUGUUGAUAACAGAUAAUUUCAUUUGUAUGAUGUUCCCACAGACGCUCUCUCAUGUUCAAUGGCAAACUGUCAGUACGGCUGUGAUGUCGUGAAAGGGGAGGUGCGGUGCCGUUGUCCUUCCCCAGGCUUGCAACUAGCUCCUGAUGGUAGAACUUGUGUAGGUAAGUCAAAAGUUGUAAGCGUGUUAUUUCUCCCUUUCAUGCACACUGGGAAAUUCUGGUCAGCAGUGGUUGUUGUUGGCCAUUGACACGGGUGGGUGGGAGGCAAGACACCUAGCUUUACAUGGAGCUACAUCAGAUGGUUGUUUGGCUGAAAUACACACACACACACACACACACACACACACGGUUGACCACACUGCUUUAUGGUUGACCAUCACCAGGAGCGAUGCCUUGAUGCCUUCCACAUGCGCUACAUCAGGAAGAUUUGGGGGAUACCAUAGCAGGACAGAGCCUCAAACAAAAAUGUGCUCUCCCAAGCUCACAUUCCCAGCAUCUUCACACUCCUGUCUCAGCGACAUCUACACUGGCUUGGUCAUGUCCACAGAACAGAAGCUGGCAGGAUCCCCAAGGACGUGCUCCAUGUGGAGCUGGCUUCAGGCACCAGGUCCCUUGGCAGACCAACUCUGCAUUACAAAGAUGUCCGCAAAUGUGACAGGAUAGCUGACAACGCAUGGGGGAAUCCCUUGCAGAUGACCACAGUGCCUGGAGACAAUCAGUCAGGUCAUGUAUCCACAGCAGUGACCAGAGGAGAAAUGAUCACUAGGAGGAGUGCAGAGGGGAAAAAAUGUCAUGGUACAUGCCGUCAUCUGCCCCAGCUGCAACAAAACAUGUCUCUCCUGUAUUUGUCUCUACAGCCACAGCAGGCACUGUAACUCUCCAAUGGUUUGACUUCACCCCUGAAGAUGAACUCUUUCAUUAUCUCCUGAGACAGAUGGAUGCCAGCAGCAAAACACAUAGACACCCUAAUAGCACAUGCUUAAAACUGCCCAUUUUUACCUGAGACAGACUAUAUAUUUUGUUGCCUAUCCUUUCUGGUUGUGUACGUGAAAGUAACUUGCACUGUGAUCAAGAAAGCUUACUGCUAAGUGCAGCCUUCACCAACUUAUUUUUUCCUGAUAGACUAACAAGAGCAGAACUAAUUAAAAAGUUGGCAAUCCUGCUGCCACUUUGUCAUCUACAAAGACGACUUAGGUUAUAUGUUGCAGGGGAGAAGCACGUGAGCUGACACUUUGAUCAGGCUGGAUACAGCUAAACUAGGUACCAUGCGUCUAGAUGUUGCUGGAUUACAGAUCCUAUAAGCCCUCAAUCUUGGCCAUGCUGGCUCUGGGGCUGAUGGAAGUUGGAGUCCAGCAACAUCUGGAGGGCACAAAACUAUACAUGGGUGUUUUGUGUGAGUUCACCCAGUGACUUUUAAUUAAAAUUAAAGGCAAUAUCUAAUAGUGAAUGAAUUGAUGCACAUCAGCACUGGGGGGAAAGGGAAAGGUCAAAGUCUCAGAGUGGAGUUUUGAAAAUACUGCCUGACACAUUUUGAGAAUGAUCUUCUCAGGAGCAAAGGGUCACUGUAUUUCUUACCCUGGUACCUCGGCAGAAACAAUUCACUCAGGAAAUAUUUUUGUGAAAGAACAUUUUCAUGACUGAAGGAAUGUUCCCUGAGUGAGUUUAUUCAACUGGUUCAACAGAGUAAUAUAUAUGAAGACCUUUUGCCCCAGGAUUGAUCGUUCUUGAAAUGUGUCGGACAACUUUCAGACUAUAACAAACCGCCUAUUUUAAGCAUGAGUCUGAGGCUUUGCAUCUUUCCCUUACUGCCCCCCAACAAAAACUGUUGCUAAUGCCCCUCAAGUUUCUCCUACAAUCAGUACUUCACCAAAAAUCACAUGGGUAACUGUAUACUAUACUAAAAUCUAUUCAGGUUUGGGAAACAAAACUGAACUGUGUUACUCCUAUAUCCAGUUUUACAGACGCUUUAACGCUCUGUGUCUAAGCUUGGGGGGGGGUGGGUUCUGGCAUUUUCCUGGGCAGACCUGCGUCUUACUGCUGAAUUGGAGCAAACAACAAUCUGCAAAAAAAUCUGGUUUUAACGCAGUAUAACGUGGAUUUCCCCAGGGAAAGCUCUGGGACAAUAAAACUCCAGCACUCAUACAUGGAACUUUAAAGUCCAGUCCUGUACCUAGAACUGUGGCACAAAAGGAAGUCUUGUGUGUGACCUGAGUUUGGGAGGGGAGAGACAGAAAAGUUGAGCAUGGAUAUGCCUUAAAAACAAAAUUGUAUUUUCUGUGAGGCAGUUUAAAACACAAAGCUAGAGCCAAAGGUAAUUUCCAAAAAGUAUUUUUGACCUUCGGGUUUUGUCGCAUGAACAUACUUUUGAAUGUACUAUGAUUAAACCUUUUGGUGAAAUUAAUGGAUUUCUACUUGUAGAUGUGGAUGAAUGUGCCACUGGCAGAGUUACCUGUCCUCGGUUCAGGAAGUGCGUCAAUACCUUCGGAAGCUAUAUUUGCAAGUGCCAUAAAGGAUUUGAUUUGAUGUACAUUGGAGGCAAAUACCAGUGCUACGGUAAUGAAAUGAGCUGAUCACAAAAGCAUUCCUAGAAGAAAACUGUGUGCAAAAUAUAAUGUUACUCCAAAUCUACCUACUUAUUACAGGAGGCAUAGGCAGUCUUCCCUUCUGUGAUGUGCAUAACAGCCCAUCAUGAGACCCACCCCCCCAAAACACAGUAGUCCUGCAUCUUCAGCACAACUCCACCACUACUGAGCCUCUGGGCUUGUCGAUCACAAGGUUGGCGGUUCGAAUCCCCGCAACGGGAUGAGCUCCCGUUGCUCAGUCCCAGCUCCUGCCAACCUAGCAGUUUGAAAGCAUGUCAAAAGUACAAGUGGAUAAAUAGGUACCGCUCUGGUGGGAAGGUAAACGUGUUUCCGUGCACUGCUCUGGUUUCGCCAGAAGCAGCUUAGUCAUGCUGGACACAUGACCUGGAAAAACUGUCUGUGGACAAAAGCCAGCUCCCUCGGCCAGUAAAGCGAGAUGAGCGCCGCAACCCCAGAGUCAUUCGCGACUGGACUUAACUGUCAGGGGUCCUUUAUCUUUACCUUUAUUGAGAUAUGCAGGUCUAUAUCUCCCAUAAUGUGUAGUUCCAUCCUUAGAAUACAGAAACUUUCCCUCACAUUGGGCUAGAAUUGUUGCCUCCACUACUUGUCCCAUUUUUGCGGUUGGGGAUAAUACUGCAAAGUCCACAAACUCCUCUCUGGUGGAUAAAGCAGUUCAGACAGCACAUCGACAAAUGACAAAUCUGCAUAGUCCCCAUUUUUCUGUAAUUGCACAGAAGUUGUCUUCAAUUCCUUAAGAGUUAGUUCAGUGCUAAAUUUUUUAAAAGUAUUGCAUUCACACUGUAACUGGCAUUACAGCCGAUACCUCAUCUUGAUGGUCAUGAGUUUUCUCGUUCCCAAUCAGCCUGCUUAAAACGGAGACAGAUUCCAACGUGAUUUGCGUGUGGUAGAAUACUAAUUUAAGAUUUACUGAGAUUUAGGGGAUAAGAGGCUGUGGAAGGGAAAGAUUUUUUAUAGCUGCUGCACAAGCUCUUCACAAUGAACUAAUUUGCAAAGUCCUGAAAUAGCUAACGUAGGCCUUAUCCAUUAAAAUAAUCUAUGACCUGUCAGCAGGAUUUCGUUCUUGCGAAGGCCCGUGCAUAUAACAAACUUAUUGGUAACACAGUGACCUCUCCAACAAUUCCUGUGCAAAUAAAGGUCCACAUUCGGAUUUAUUGCAGGCUCAGGUGCAGAGAACUCUUUGCCGCAGAAAUCCCAAACGUUGCUAUUGCUGAUCACCACUGAGCAAUCCGUUACUGAGGUUUUUCGAAAAGAUUUUUGACAAACUGGAAGCUAACACAUGCAUUAGGCUCCACUCCCACCUGAGGAGAGAAGACGAUAUGUGCCAUUGAGCAAACAUCGGCCCUAUGGUAGCAGUUGUUAGUCAUCUAGCUGGCAUCACUGCUUCUGCUGUUGAAACUGAUGAUAUCAUAUACUCCUCCAUGCUUCAGCACCCAAAAAGGGGCCCAGUGCCUCAUAAUUUGGACUAGACCAGGGGUCAGCAAACUUUUUCAACAGGGGGCUGGUCCACUGUCCCUCAGACGUUGUGGGGGGGCCGGACUAUAUUUUGAAUAAAUAAAUAAAUAUGAACGAAUUCCUAUGCCCCACAAAUAACCCAGAGAUGCAUUUUAAAUAAAAGGACACAUUCUACUCAUGUAAAAACACGUUGAUUCCUGAACCGUCUGCGGGUUGGAUUGAGGAAGCGAUUGGGCCGCAUCCGGCCCCCGGGCCUUAGGUUGCCUACCCAUAGGCUAGACAACAAACAGGAGUGUUGCACAGCUGCUUCAGCUACCCCACACCACAGUUCCUCAGGGGAACUGUGAGAACGUGCAAGCAGUAAAGCAAAAGUGCAGUAUCUCAGGGUUCGAGCAUCUGCUUUGCAUGUGAAAAGUCCCAGAUUCAAUUCCUAGCAUCUCUAGGUGAGGCUGGGAGAUGCCCUUUCCUGAAAUCCCUCAGAGCUGCUGCCAGUUAAUGUGGCUGCCCUGAGAACUUCGGAUGAAGGGUGGUAGAUAAAUUAAAUAUAAUGGUGAUGAUAGUACUGAGCUAGAUGGAUCAAUGCACUGACUCAGUAGAAGACAUAAAACUUUCCUAAAACUUUCACCCAAAAGAUUGGAAUCCUCAAAACAAUGGCCAAACUCCUGUAAAUAACCAAUAUUUUUUCCAACUGUUUAUGGAGGAACCACGUAGUCAGCCAAAUAUAAUUUGAAUGGAGUGGACUUUGCACAUCCUAAUAUGCAUUUGGAAGUGUGUUGAAUGUUUUCAUGAAGCGAAUUACUAGACGUGUAAGUUUUUUGUUUUUUAAUAUAUAUAUAUAUAUAUUUAUUUUUCUUUCCCACUUGUAAGUUAUAAUUAGAAUGUCCUAAAAUGUCUCAGCCAUUCCUUCUCGCUUGCCUGCCUACAGAAUUUCCAAUGCCUCUUUAAAAACCAUUUACUAAAAAUACGCAAGCAUUUGUUGUGGCAGAAGGGUUACUUCCAAAGACUAUUUUGAACAUCUAGUGUUGGGGCUGGGCCUCAGAAUACCAAUAAAGUCAAUCAUUUGUCAACUUCUUAUUUUUAUUUUCACAAUUGGUGUUUCAGUAUGUUAAAAUAUAAAUACAAUUUCUUUCCGGGAUGGGAAACCUGUGGCCAGUGCCAGAUUUACGUAUAAGCUAAACAAGCUAUAGCUUAGUGCUCCACUCUCUUGGGAGGCCCCAAAAAAUUUAAAGGAAAAAAAACCUGGAUGUACAUUUCCAAAAUAUAAGAUAAAAAAAUAAAUAAAAUAAAACCUACAUACAGCAACAGUAUUUUGUGUUGUAUAGGCUCCUAUGAUAUAAGUACAGAGGUACCUCGGGUUAAGUACUUAAUUCGUUCCGGAGGUUCGUACUUAACCUGAAACUGUUCUUAACCUGAAGCACCACUUUAGCUAACGGGGCCUCCUGCUGCUGCCGCACCGCCGGAGCAUGAUUUCUGUUCUCAUCCUGAAGCAAAGUUCUUAACCUGAAGCACUAUUUCUGGGUUAGGGGAGUCUGUAACCUGAAGCGUAUGUAACUUGAAGGGUAUGUAACCCAAGGUACCACUGUAAUAGGCCCUGCCUGCUAGCCUGCUCCCUAAAAUAUCACUGGUUUGCUCAUUUCUAUAUACAGGGUGCCCAUAAAUUACCAGCUGGACAUAUAAAGGGCCCCAUUACCUCCAGUAGCUUAAACCUAAAUCCUGGCUUGUGGCCCUCCUGAUGUUGGUAGACUCCAACUCACAUCCGUCCCAGCCAGCAUGCCCAAUGGUCAGGGAUAAUAGAAGGGAUAAUAGAAGAUCAUCAAUAACUGGAGGGCCACAGAUUACCUAUUCCUGAUUUGCUUCACUAUUUCAGCAAGCAAGAGAAUGAUAAUUGAUGUUCAGUUUUAAAAUGUGCCCUAUGAUUGCUAUCACACGAGUUUCAUGCAAUGUUUUUCGUUUCAGACAUAGAUGAAUGCUCACUUGGCCAAUAUCAGUGUGGGAGUUUUUCACAGUGUUACAAUACGCAGGGAUCUUACAAAUGCAAAUGUAAAGAAGGAUACAGAGGUGACGGAAUGAACUGCAUAAGUACGUAAUGAUCGUUUUCUUCUUGAAUUCCAAAUCCCGAAACAUCGCCAGGCAUCCUUGUGCCAUCACACUCAUCUAAUUUUGAAGGAAUGGAUAGUGUAUUUAAAGUUUUAUGAGCCUUGAUAUGCCAGUGUAAAAAUAAAUUUCCUCAAGCACUUUUCGUUUUUAGAAUGAAAAGCCAGUGGUUGUAGUUUGCAGUUACAUCUCUGUACAUUGCUCUAAUUGUUUUAAUGUUUUGCAGUCUGUGGUUUUUCUUAGGAUUAUGGUCUGCUUGCCUAAGCCUUUCCUGUUGACUGUUAUUAAUGCUUUUUCUGUCAUGGUGUGCAUUGCAUAAAAUUGUAAUUCUCAGUAGUUAACUUCAGCAGAUCACACGUCUCUUAUGAUUUCAUUAUAGAGUUCAAGUACUAAGCAAUGUGGUCUUUCUUAAGAAGUCUCCCUAGCCAUGUACGCACUAGUCCCUCUUUGAGUUGAAAGCUAUUUUCCUACUUUGCACUAUCAGUUGCUUUUCACAGCUCAGGGCCUCAGUGCCCAUUUCAGGAAGCCUCCCUUGAAGCAAAUAGUUAUAGCUUGAUCUUAACUGAACAUUUGGAAGUCAUUGGCUUAACCCAGUGGAGUCUGGUCAGGUUCAGUGGCAGAGUGUGCAGAAAGCUCCAAAUUCAGUGCUUUAUAAUUCGGAUUUCAGGUAGCAGGUAGCCCUCUGUCUGAAACCUUGGAGAGGUUAAGGCCACCUGAAAAGAAGACAGAGUUUGGCCAGGUGUACCAAUGGUUUGAUUCAGUAUAAGGAAGCAUAGUAUGUUCACUGUUUUCGCUGAAAAUAGUUAUAUGUGAAGAAUCACAGGAGAAAGGAAGAAAACCUUUAAAGAUGUCUUUAUAGACAUCCGCAUUUGUAAAUUCUGUUCCCCAAAUUACUCCUUCCUGUUGUCUGAAGCAUGUUGAAAUCUUUAGGGACUUUGCAUGGUACAGUCACCUCUGAGUUUGUAAAGUUAGAGAGUUUAUAAAGUUAUAGAAGCAAAUAGUAACUUCUGUUUCCUGCAUGCUUUUGACAGCAUGUGACUAGCUUUUAAGAGAGAUCUGAGAAUCUGUGCAAGAGAAGCUGCUUCUGGCUUCUUUUGCUUUGCUUGUUGGGAGGGAUUUUCUGCAUGCGAAUUAGAAACGUGCUUGCUUGUCAUUGUGAAGAAACAAGAUUGGUAGUGUGGUUAUUGUUGGACUGCACAGACACCUGACUUGGUGAGGCAACCUGCAUGAAAGACUUUGAUGGAUCCAAAUAGGUGAUUUUCAAAGAUGUCUUUCUUUCGAGAACGUGACUGAUAGCCUUGCUGAUAGUGCUAAAUCUUUCACCAGCUUUCGAUAUUAUUGAAAAUGAGACGGGUUUUGGCUCAGCUGAGGCGCAUGGCAGAGGUGAACGGGAUCCUUUUAAUGUGCUUCUCUCUGAGAUGGCAUAUCAGAGGGAAAUGUGGGGUAAGGGAUGGUCUCUGUCUGUCUUUGUACCGUUCCUAAUGCAGUGAGGCUUCAACCCUUAGACCUUUAGACGUUUGGAUGACAGAUAACCAAUGUAACGGUUGCAGCAAAUGAUCAAUCCUCUUCCUUAACAAUAAUUCCUUUGUUGGUUUCUUCAUUUUUGUGGGGAAGGAAGGAUGUCGUUAUAGCUUUUCAAACACGAAGUGUCUCAGUCAUCUGAAAAGAUUAUUUGUUCUAUGUCAAGGCUAGAUGGCUAUUUGUAUUUACCUUAUAGAUGAAGCCUGUAAAUUACAACAAAAGCACAUGUUAAACUUGCUAGGAAGAAGCUGCUAAAAAUGUCCUCCCUUCAAUCCCGAUUACAUCACCCAAAGAUGACCCUUUGAAAUUAAUGAACAUGGGUUGACUCUGAGUGGAACUUUGUUAGACACAAUACAAAGUCUAGACUUAACCUGCUGUGUAAAUUGUCACAUUGCACUGUGAAUCUCCAGAGCCUUGCUUCACAUUUCUAGUGGCUAAUGCCAAGGGCACGGGAGACACAGAUUGUACCGUGAUGGCCCGAAUAUAAGCUGCACCUUCAAAAUAGGAGGGUGGGAAAGGAAAAUAAAAAUAAGAAAUACCCAAAUAUAAGCUGCAUUGCCAGUGGCCUUUCCCCUUCCUCACUCUCUCCCUUCCUGGCCUUGGGGGAAAGGACGGGGGACUAUGCGUGGGGCGGGCGCCACUUUGCUGUUCUCCUGGCGCUGUUUGCCCCAUGGUCCUGGCUGCAUACUGUAAGGUCUCGAAUUUAGGAAAAAAGUGAGGCUUAUAUUCAGGCCAAUACGGUAAUAGAAGUGUUCCAAUAUGUUCUGGCGUACAGCCUAAGAGUAGGGUCAAAGACAGCUUGAGUCCCUGCACCAAUGCUACAGCCUAUUGAUGUUGCUUAGCAAGCACCACCAUGCAGCCUAGCUCUGUCAUGCAAGACUAUCCUGGUGGGAUAGGGCUAUAUCACAACAUGGGUAAGUUAGGCCCACAGAAACCACAGAGGUGCCAGUCUCUUCCCCUGGGGAACUCUUUCUAAGUGUAGAAUCACAUUUCAGCAGCAGGGACUCAAUUCACACCUUAUGGCACUGCAGCUUAGGCCAAUUCAUAUAUGUAGAACUCGCCCCACCCCAAACAAAUACCUUAACAUUUCAGCCAGAUAGUCUUGUACUUAUAGUUCUUCAAAACUUAUAGUUUUCCUUCACUUCAGAGGUAUUCAUGUACACUUUUCACGUGCUCAGUUUGUGGGUUCUUGAGUGUGUUGGUUGUGUCAGAUUUGAUUCGGUGUUUUCAAACACAUCCCUGAAAAGACCAUGUCCUAUACUGUGGUCUGUGGUUGACCAGCGGUUCACAAACUUCAUUCAGGUGGUUUGCAGCAUGUCUAUAAAAAUAUAAUGAAAAACCAGCAUCUAGCACAGAGCGUUACAAUUGCUGCAACAGGCAGAAAAAAAAUAUAUAACUGGUCCACCAAGAUCUCAGCAAUUUUCAAGUGGUCCAUGGGAAUAAAGUCUGGGGACCAUUGAUCAGCGUCAACCUUGCACACUAUUCUCAUUAUUAUGAGAGGGUGUGUAUGAGCAAUAAUAUCAAUCACAUUUCAAAAGUAAAAGAGAGGAGGAAAGGAACUGGUAUUAACAGAUGCUGUGAGUAAUGCGAUGCUGUUCAUAUAAUCAUGAAGCAAACAUAAGUUCCGAAUAUUUCAAUUGUGUCCUUGGUAUGCUUUGCAUAGAGAGAUAACAUCAUCCGUGUGUUUUUUUCCUUCAGCUAUUCCCAAAGUUAUGAUUGAUCCAUCUGGCCCACAUACUGUAUUUAAGGGAAAUACAACCUUUCCUAAAGGCAGUGGUGGCAUGACCAAUAGGAUACCUGAAACUGGUGGUGUGAGGCAUCCCAUCAAACCACCUAAUCCACCAGCUACAGCGAGGCCUCCUUUCAGGACAACAAUGAGACCUACCCCAAAACCAACCAUGAGGCCAACACACAAACCAAUUACCAGGUUUGUACCCAAGCCUGCAACCACAAGGCCAGCUUUGAAGCCAGUGACAAGACUCCCACCAGUCACAAGGCCCCCGACGCCGCCUCCAACUCCCCCUAAGCCUGUAACGACAAAAACACCACGACUCACAACUAAAGAGCCGCUGCACUUUCCUAGUGAAACCACAGCUCCGCAGGGAUUCACAGUUGACAACAGGAUACCAAUCGAUCCUCAGAAACCGCGAGGAGAUGUCUUUAGUAAGUACCACCGAAUCUUUUUCUAUCAACGAACCUUGCCGUUCUGUACAUGGAAAACAUUAGAAGUCUCAUGCAACACACAAAACUGUAAAUAGCUAUAACUGUAGUUUUGGUCACUCAAGGCCUGGGCGACUUGUGCCAUAGCUAAAACUGGUAAAUUAACUGUGACGUUGGUUAAAUGCUUUUUUAAUGAAAGCAUUUAACCAAAGAUCUGGAAGGCAACGAAUCGAGCAAGUUGCUGUGUUAUGGAAAGUUUCUUCCACUUUACGACUGAAUGAAACGAGGGACACGAAAUAGAUAAAGCGGUGACUUUAUUGGCUCCAUAUCUAUUUUCGAGUGCAAGCUUUUAAGUGGCACAAUGCUCUUAUCCAUGAAUUCACAGAGUCAUCCCCUCGGUAUUUAUUGCUAAGCAACUGCAAAAAUCAAAUUAAAAAUAACUUUUGAUUCCUGCUUUAUGGAAUGUGCCCACCAAAAGGAGACACGUUUAAAGCUCGUGGUGCUGUAAAGAUGCUCCUCGUAUGAGGAAGUAUCUUUUGGAGAGCUGUAUUGAUACUGCAUUACUUUUAUGCCAAGUUGACUUCAUGCCACAGAUGACACUUGCUGGCUUGCUCAUUUUAGCAUGCCUGCCAAGAAAUACCCAGCACUCUGUUUCAUCUAUAACACCAGGGCUGAGGUUAAUUAUAGAGCUUGGGGUUGGUAUUUGGACAAGUCUUGCUCUUCAGCCUCAUAAACAGGAGCAUUGCUGAGCAAAAUAGUCUGUGAGUUUUGUUAUCUUAUGGCAGAUGGACAUGUGCAUUCCUUAAUGGCUUUGGGAGUGAUUUUGGCUUGGCUUCAGCAACUCCCAGCAGCACAGUUUGAGGCAUGUUAAGCUCUUCCCCUUGUUGAAACGACUAUCUGGUUUGAUAUCUGUUCCUUUUAAGUACAUGCUGCAGAUAUGAAGGCUUGAUAAAUUGGGACAGAAGAAACAAAACACGACAAAAGGUUUAAGGAAAAUGAAGUCACAAUCUGGGAACGUACAAUUCUUGUUGAAAUAAAGAGGAACCAUACUGCGAUUCCCAUUCAUUUCAAGGGUGCUCAUGCAGGCACUGUUCGCAGUGUGACCAAAAUAUUGCUUCUGUGUUGGCAUUAUUAAAAAGUGUCUCCUUUCUGUCUGUUUUUGGAAAAGAAUAUUGUGUUGUAAGCAUCUUUCAGUUUAAUGUAUCCAAGUACAGUUGUACCUCAGGUUACAGACGCUUCAGGUUACAGAACUUUGCUUCAGGAUGAGAACAGAAAUCAUACAGCGGCGGUGCAGUGGCAGCGGGAGGCCCCAUUAGCUAAAGUGGUACCUCAGAUUUAGAACAGUUUCAGGUUAAGAACGGACCUCCGGAACAAAUUAAGUUCUUAACCUGAGGUAUCACUGUAAAAGAAUAAGUUAUAAGUACAUUUGUACAGAUAAAAGUAUUUUCAACGCUCUGGCUGACCAUUCAAGUGGUCUAUAUUGUAAUGUGCUUGUGGCAGUAAAGCCACAGUGUGAUUGGCAGCCAGGGUAGCAUGAUGGCAUGGAGUGCUCACAGGUUCUAAGGCAGGGGUCAGCAACCUUUUUCAGCUGUGGGAUGGUCCACUGUCCCUCAGACCAUGUGGUGGGCUGGACUAUUUUUUUUUUGGGGGGGGAAAUGAAUGAAUUCCUAUGCCCCCAAAAUAACCCAGAGAUGCAUUUUAAAUAAAAGCACACCUUCUACUCAUGUAAAAACACCAGGCGGGCCCCACAAAUAACCCAGAGGUGCAUUUUAAAUAAAAGGACACAUUCUACUCAUGUAAAAACACACUGAUUCCCGGACUGUCCGCGGGCCGGAUUGAGAAGGCAAUUGGGCCGCAUCCGGCCCACGGGCCUUAGGUUGCCUACCCCUGUUCUAAGGGUUCACCUCUGAAAAAGCAGCCCAUCUUCCCAGUUUGGCUGGAAUUUUGUCCUUUUGCAGGUUCUAAGUCCGAGGGUACCUACAUAAAAGAGGAAGAAAGUGGAGGGAAAGGGAAUUGUCAUAGAAAGGAGCAAGUGAAAGAGGAUACUUGGAAGAAAUUGCCCAGUACUUAAGGAAGUCAUAUGGGUGUAAGGAGUAUAGGGUGAUAGGUGUGCCAUGCAAACACCACAUAUCAUCCUUGCAGAAAUGUCAGGUACUCAGCAUGCAUGCCUUGACAUUCUGAGUUACAGAUAUAUGCAAGUCAAGGCAAUAUUAACCAAAUGCUAUCCUUUAGUUGAUAUACAUGGAAGCAAAGGCACAGCUGUGUGUUCUGCACACAAGAUUCCUUUCAUGCUCUGGAUGCUAACGAUUUGUUAAGCAUUCCUAUGGUGGUUGCCCUGAGGCCUUUUUCUUUCCAGAGAGCCCAGGGCCAGUUUAUGUUGCCUUUUAUUAACUUAACUCGAGUCAGUUUUUGAAAAAUAGUGUGGACAAUGAAAUAAAGCUUUAAAUUUAAGUUUUAGGUGGAUAUUGCCUGGCAAGGCACUCUCUCCCUCUCUCCCCAUGCUCUAACCAACUGAGCCAACCGACUUCCAAGUAGCAUUAAAGGAGAAAGUUAAACUUUCCAGAACAGUCGCCCCCUUCCAGCUGCUUUUUGUUCAAGAAGGAUUGCGCCCAGUCCUGAACAAACUACUUAAAUAAACUGCUAACUCUUUGUGUAAUUUGGACCAAAAUAAUUCAGAGCAGUGAUUUCCCCCCUAGAAAAUAUUUUUUAUUCAGCUCACACCCUGCUUUCUUUUCUGACAAGAUUAUCGCCCAAAGUGGCUUGAAAUUAAAAGGCACACUGUAUAAAGGCACAUCAAUUGCCAGGGAUCUUCUUGUCCCUGACAGUCGAUGACGUAGUCCAGGAUAAAAGCAUGCUGGCUAAUAGGGGAAAAAAGCCAACCCACAGAAUCUGUCCUGAGCAGAAGGACAAUCAAAGGCAGCUACUUUUCUGUAGGUAUUUUUGAGCCGGUUAACUGCGCAACUCUUUUUAUUUGAUUUUUUAAAAAGUUUUGUUUGUCGUUUUUUGCUAUUUUAAUGGUGGGUUUUAUGAUUUUCUUUUUUGUUUAAUGUUCAUACUAUAAUCAUGUUUUGCUACAAACUGCCUUGAGGACCCUGUUAGCAGCACAUAAAUAUUUUUUUUAAAAAAAAUCAUAACCAUUAAAUAAUAGGAAGGUACAACAUAAGCUCAAAACUAGCACUGUAAUUAACCUUAUCUAAAGAUACCAUAAACAGGUGCCCUCUCAGUUUAGACAGAAAAUUUGUGCAGGGCAUGUGAUGGGAAUCUUUUCUUCUGUAUUCAAAACCCAUUUGCCUAGACAAUUUCUUACUAAAUUGUUAGAUAAAAUAACUCAUUUGGUUAUAAUCUCUGUAAGAAGGAUUUUAGAUUCUGUCCCCUUUACAUUUUCAGUUUCAUGCCUUCAGUCUGGACCAGUUUGGGGAGUUUUAUUUGAGAUGUGUCCUUGGCCAACUACUACUACUACUACUACUACUACUAUUAUUAUUAUUAUUAUUAGUGUACCUGAAGAUCACAGGGUGGUUUACAGUAUAAAAAUACAAAAUGAAAAUACAAAAUAAUAUCUUAACAACAACAGCAACCAAUAACACCCACCUCCCACAAACACAUUUAAAAGGCUAUGGUUUGUUUAAUCAGCCAAAUGCCUGGCUAUAGAGGAAUGUUUUUGCCUGGCGCCUAAAGAUAUGUAGUGAAGGUGCCAGGCAAGCCUCCCUAGGGGGAGCAUUCCACAGACAGGGAGCCACCACAGAAAAGGCCUGUUCUCAUGUGCUACACACUGGAACUCUUGUGGAGGGGGCACAUGAAGAAGGACCUCAGAUGAUGAUUGUAGGAUCCAAUCAAUUCAUAUGGGGAGAGGCGGUCCUUGAGGUACUGCAGUACUGAGCCAUUUAAGUCUUUAGGGGUCAAAAUCAGGACUUUGAAUUCUAAAUUCAAUGAGCAUUCCAUGCCUACUAAUCCCACUCACCAAGCUUUUGUGUUGUCUUAAAGAUUUUCAGUAUUGCCAUUUUCCUGAGACCUGCUGAUAUCUCCUCCUUGUGUGCAGAUGGCAGUUUUGAGUACGUAAGGAUCAGCAGUCGAGAAUGAGUUUUCUAUUAGCUCAUAGGGUGGUUGUGUUUCCUUUUCUGCAUCCUCUCUCUCAAGAAAGUCCUAAUUUAACAAUCUCUUUAAUCUCAUGGCUGAUAUUUAGUGCUCAGGUUUUCUGACAGCAUUGAGUAAGCUUCUUUUUGCCCCGUUGAAUCAACUUGAAACCGAGACCCUUAAUCAUGGCUUACCACAAUGCAACUCUUUCCCAACCAAAUUCAGCCACUGGCAAAUAGAUAAAAGCAUUCAAGAUUAAAAGGCAGAGUGAAAAAUUGGUUUUAAUUAGCCCUUCAAAAUAUUCUGUUCCCACUCCCUCCUCUUGGCACUCCUGUUUUCUAGAGAUCUUUAUUUACUUUUUGUUAUUUUUUUGGAAUUAAUAUGCUGCCCUAGCAAGCCAAGCAUUUCCACCACAACUCCACCCUUCUGCCAAAGAAUGCAGAAAACAUCAAAAUUACAUUUAAUGAACUUAAUAGGUUGAAAUAAAUGGGAAAUUUAAACAGUUUCUCAUUAGGAUUUUUGUCACCUACUUUUAAUUUAUAUGAAUUGUGCAUAUAUUGGGAGAUCUGUCACAGGAUUCCCCAUCCAUCCUUAUUUGUUGCAAAGUUAGAGUUGUGUGUUCAGAUGAAUUAGUUCUGCCUUCAGUUUUAACAAAAAUGUGUCUAAGGGAGGAAAGAGCUAAAAAAAUGAAGGGCAAUGAAAGCUUUUAUUAAAUGAAGGCUAACUUGUAUAAAUACAAUGGCUGUAUUGUUUAUUUGUCAACCUUAUUUUGAAAGCCAAACAUGCUGUGCAGAGAUAAUAAGGGGAUAAAAUGGCAUUCAGAUGUCAUAUAGAAUAGUUUAAAAAAAUUAAAACAAUAUGGCUAGAUAUCUAUGAUUAUACAGUGGUACCUCUGGUUAUGAACUUAAUUCGUUCUGGCGGUCUGUUCUUAACCGGAAACUGUUCUUAACCUGAGGUACCACUUUAGGUAAUGGGGCCUCCCGCUGCUGACACUACGCGAUUUCUAUUCUCAUCCUGAGGUAAAGUUCUUAAUGCGAAGUACUACUUCUGGAUUAGCAGAGUCUGUAACCUCAAGUGUUUGUAACCUUAGGUAUUUGUAACUCGAUAUACCACUGUACAGCGGUCACAGUAAAUCUUCUGGUACAUAACUCAUUUCUUUGAAGAUGUGCAAGAAAUAACUUUAUUGGUUCUUUCCCCUGUUAUAUCCACUCAAGAUACAUAGCAACAAUAUAAUAAUAAUAAUAAUAAUAAUAAUAAUAAUAAUAAUAAUAUAUUAUUUGUACCAUGCCCAUUUGGCUGGAUUUCCCCAGCCACUCUGGGCGGCUUCCAACAAAGACAAAAAAUACACUAAAAUGUCACACAUUAAAAACUUCCCUGAACAGGGCUGCCUUCAGAUGUCUUCUGAAUGUCAGGUAGUUGGUUAUCUCUUUGACAUCUGGUGGGAGGGCAUUCCACAGGGCAGGCGCCACUACCGAGAAGGCCCUCUGUCUGGUUCCCUGUAGCUUUUCUUCUUGCAAUGAGGGAACCGCUAGAAGGCCCUCGGCGCAGGACCUCAGCGUCUUGGCAGAACGAUGGGGGUGGAGACGCUCCUUCAGGUAUACUGGGCUCAUGUGCAGAGUAUAUUCUAUGAAAGGCAUAUUUCAAGUAGUAUCCUUUGCAACAUUCCUUCAGUCAGAAUUCACAUACACAAAAAGGCAUUUGACCACGUUUCUUCUCCCUAGUUAAAGGUUUUAACCAGUUAAGAUUGCAUCCAGUGGGGCAAUAAAACUGCUAGCACAAUUGCAAAGCUAAGCAGGGUCCAGGAUGGUUUCAAAGUGGCUGAGGGACCGCAUGUUGAGAUUCCUGCAUUGCAGGGGGUUGGUCAGUUUCAACAAGGAGUGGUUUAAAGCAGGCUUUUCCUUUGGGGAUUGUGUUGAAGUGGAGAGCAUCCUCCGCUUUGCCUUGGUCAACCAAUACACACCUGACUUGUUUAUGUGAGGGAAGAGCCGUAGCUUAGUGGUAAACCCUUGAAUGCAGAUGGCCUCUGGUUUGAUCCUUAGAAUCUAUGGGUAGGGCUGGGGGUGCCCCAGGAUGCCUGAAACCCCAGAGAGCUACACCUAGUCAGUGUAGACAAUACUGAUAUGUCCAGUGGUCUGACUCAGUACAGGGAAGCUUCCUAUGAUUCUUGCAACUAGAUCCUGCACACAACCAGUUGGACACAAGCCAGCAGAAUGCAGGCAUUCCAAAUGAUUUCUGUACACCUGGUAAUCAUGUGUACCUACUGGAUUUGAAAGUGGGUCUUGUCUGCAAAAGGCUCAUGACAAAACUGAUUACUUUUUCUAAGAUGCCACCACUCUAAAAAGGCUGCACUGCAGUAGCAGCAUCUCUGUGUUUUGAAAUGCUGCCACGAUAACAAUUGCUAUGUCAGGGAUAGGAAAGGAGGAGAAGGAGACAGUAGAAGUUUUCUAUGGGGGCAAAGUCUGCUAAGUUCGAAGCGCCGUUGAGCUUUUUCAACUUACCUUUGACAGAAACCAGAUAAACGUUACUGUAUAAGUUGUUGAGUGGGGGCUAUAAAUCCAUAUAUGAAAGGCGAUUAAAUAGAUUGAAUUUUCCAGGAGCAUAAAGCAUUCCCUCCUUAUUUAUUUAUUUAAUGUUAAAGUUGGAAUUACUCAGUGGCCUACUUCCUUAUCUACUGCAUUCAUUCCUUCUAAAUAGCUUCCUUUUUUUUUCUCCUUCCCCCAGUUCCACGCCAGCCUGGAGUGAGCAAUAAUCUCUUUGAAACAUUUGAAAUUGAAAGAGGGAUUAGUGCCGAUGACGACGAAGCGAACGAUGAUCCAGGUGGCCACCACAGUUCUCACAUCUUCUUUUAAUUGUGUUUCUUGUUGGCUUAUGGUGUGUGCGUGCAACAUUUUUACUCCUUUCAUUUGCAAUGCGAUCCUUGAGUCAACUGGCCUACAAUCUGGCGCUGAGACACACCACCCUUCAGACCCGUUUACUUUAAGCUCUGAGCCCUGAUCGGGACCUGCCUCCAAGUCUGAUGCCCCUGCAGUCCCCAGCUCUUGUGUCCAGAUCACUACCGGAUACAGGGGUCAUCAUGACACUUUUUGGUGCCACCUAUGAAAAUGGACUAAGGAGCCCCUUAAGGUCCAAGGGUUUGAAGACACCUCUUUGCUGAAUCUAAGCAGGGCUGGUCAGUGCCUGGGCCACCUGGGAACCAUACACAUGUCACCUUGGAUUCCAUGAAGGGGGGGGGAUGAAAUAAAAUAGAUAAAAGAUUUUACCAGCAUUCUCCAACUCCUAGUAAUACAGGGUGAAUCUAUGUUAUAGGUUGCAGUUGAUGCUGCUAGGUGUGUGCUGUAUUUUCCUGCAGCAAACACAACUGUUGGGAAAAACAUAGUCACCAUUAGUAUUUGUGUUUGCCAUAAAAAUAUGGACCACAUUUGAUAGCAAUAAAAGUGCAAUAGGGACAGUUCUUACAAAAAAACAAAAACAAAACACAAAACACACCCACAAUAUUGAAGCCUUAAUAAAACCCAUAGGCCCAACUUUCUCUUUGCAGAUCUGAUUUGAUCACUCCUCCCCACCCCACCCCAACAUUGGCUAUAAAUUCUAACCAACCAGCUUUAGGCUGAAAAGUUCACCAGCUCCAACAGUCAAGACCUUACGCUCUUUUUUUGACCUUUGACCUGCAGGUGUUCUGGUUCACAGCUGUAACUUUGAUGGUGGUCUGUGUGGGUGGAUGAAGGAGAAAGACGAUGAUUUGCACUGGGAACCUGUGAAAGAUGCCUCAGGUAUUGCUUGAUUUCCUUGGAUUUCGUUCAAGCCUAUUUUAUCAUCAAAGUUUGAGGGGCAAGAAACAAGCAAUCUGAACAGCCACACAGUUGUGUAGUUGGGUAAUUUUCUACUCCAGACUUAAAGAUUUUAUGGAGGGGAGGUAAUGUGUAGGGCCGAUUCCAGGUGUUUUUUGGGGGGGGGAUUCUUAGGAGGAAUUGACAGGUGUCAAUUUCUUUUUCUCUCAGUUUCUCAUUUUUUCUAGUCUUAAGUUUGCUUUACCACAUUUCAUGGAAUUUCCUUAUGGCAAUUCACCACAAUUUUAGUGUGCAUUUCUCCUAAGUUAAUACUCAGGAUAUUUAAGCCCAGAAACAUGUGGGUCUCUCACCUAUUUGUUGCUACAAGCAGCUAGACAUUCACAGUAACUGGUGUCUCUGACAUACAGGACACAUCUAGCCAGUUCAAUAAUGCUUAAGAGAGUAUCAUGUUUCAAAAUAGGAUGUUCUUUGAGAUAGACAUCUCUACUGAAACUCUACAUGUGUAUAUAUAAGACUUGCUUACAUGCAUGGAUCUUUCUUGCUGGAGCAGGGCAAUUGUUUUGUAUGUUUGAUUGUUUUUUCUAUCACCACUUUCAUAUAAAACCUAUGUAUCCUGUCAUGAACUCCACCCCCAGCUUUGAAACACUUAAUAAAAUGAGAUCAAAAUAAAGAAAUCCACAUUAAUGUUUAUGUGGCACGAAGACUCAUUCAGCAGAGUUUUGACUUCUUGCAUGAAAGGCCCCAUGAAAUAAGUGAUUGAUACUACAUGCUUUUUGAUUUUGGCUCUUCUGAAUGGUGCCAGUCUUCUGGUUUUCAUUUAGCAGCUGAUGACUUUUGAACAGAUAAUAUCCCAGAGAGGAAGAGGUGCAUGAAUGACUUCAGAUGAAUCCCACAUGCUUGGCAGCAAGGGAAUGGACACUAGGGAGUACUGGGGUCUUAUUCCAUGUUUAUUGGGUUUGGGGCAAUUUUUACAAAUAUGAACGUGCUGUUUUUUUAAAAAAAAAUAAUAAUGGGUGGGAAUCCAAGGCUGUAAUCAUAUGCACAUUUACUAGGGAGCAAGACUCAGAGAACUAAGUGACUCUCCCAUGAUGAGUUUCAGACAGUAAGUUCAGGCCAUACAUCCAAGCAACUGAUGUAUGAACAAUCUGAGUUAAGCAAGGGAGGAUUGUCUAGUAAGUCCUAGGUUAUUAACACUGUUCUGUUGCUGCUGCUCUUUAUUUGCGCAGCAAGAGAACUAAAGAAUUAUAGAAAGCUGGCAUAAGUUCUAUUGACAUGUGUCGCACUAGGGUAAGUUACUCCUCUUCCAAACUCCAUUCAGAAGGAAUUUGACUUACACUACCUUUUUUGCUGCGGGUGAUGCGGGUGGUGCUGUGGGUUAAACCACAGAGCCUAGGACUUGCCGAUCAGAAGGUCAGGGGUUCGAAUCCCCGCGAUGGGGUGAGCUCCUGUUGCUCGGUCCCUGCUCCUGCCAACCUAGCAGUUCAAAAGCACAUCAAAGUGCAAGUAGAUCAAUAGGUACCUCUCCGGUGGGAAGGUAAACGGUGUUUCCGUGCGCUGCUCUGGUUCACCAGAAGUGGCUUAGUCAUGCUGGCCACAUGACCCGGAAGCUGUACACCGGCUCCCUUGGCCAAUAAAGCGAGAUGAGCGCCGCAGCCCCGGAGUCGGCCACGACUGGACCUAAUGGUCAGGGGUGCCUUUACCUUUACCUUACCUUUUUUGCUGGUUAUAUUAUGCUGGCAUUAUCGGAGUACAAUCUUCCAGCCAGGUUAAAACACUCAGAGUGCAAAGCAUUUCCAGUGAAGGGUUGUGACCUGUUCAGAGCACCAGGUAGAGAUGCCUGGAUGGCCACAUUUGCCCCCAAAGCCUGAAGUUUCCAACUUGUGCUUUAGUUUAAGUUUGAUGACUAUGAGCAUUUUGAGUCAAACAUUUUCUUUCUUUCUCUUUCUCUCUAUUAUUAUAGGAGGACAGUAUUUAUCUGUCUCUGAACCCAAAGGAAAAUCGGGCCACGUUGCACGCUUGGUCCUUCCUCUUGGCCAUUUAGGUCACUUUGGGGAUCUGUGUCUGUCCUUCAGGCAUAAAGUGUCUGGGAUCCAUUCUGGUUUACUUCAAGUCUUUGUGAGAAAGGCCGGGGCUCACGGACCAGCAGUUUGGGGAAGGAAUGGUGGUCAUGGCUGGAGGCAAACACAAAUAAGUCUGCAAGGAUCUGGCAUCAAGAGUGUGAGUAUCAUUCUAGGGUGCAUGGAAAAGGGAGUUCCUGAGAAUGAUAUUAUUCUUUAUUAAACUCCACAUGUAAAAUGUUGUAAAAUGUGGCUACUGGGUUUGAAUCCCUGAGAUUCCUGGGUAUGGUUAAUAAUAAUAUAAAAAGUUAAAAAUUAAGCUUUCCUUCCCAGACAUAGAAUAAUUGUCAUUCCCAGUUUGGCCACAGGAAACUGUGGCUUAACAAACCAUGAUGACUCCUCCAUAGCCAGGUAUGCAAGAGGAGAAGAAAGGCAGAGGAGGGAGAACUCAACCAUAUCACAUAUUCAUGCUGCAAUAAACAGUGGUUUGUUGGUGUGCCUGUGCUUAUAAGUAAUUAGGGGUUCUCUUUUAGUUUUGCGGUGUUUCAGACCCUUUCGUUACUUUCAUCCUUGUGAUCAUGUGGAGCUAAAAAAAUCUUAGAUUAUAACAAGAGCACAUGGCUGCCUGUGGCCCAUGUGUUAUCCAGUCUCUCCUAAUUACCAUAGAUGACAGCAUUCCUGUUGUACUUCAAAAGCAGUCAUCAACUUCCUCACUGUUGGGAGAAAGCCAUGUUGGCAGGAAGUGGAGAUCUCCCUGAAAUAGAAUGUCUCCCUUCACUGUUGCCAUUAAACAAGAGGCAUUGUCAUAGUUAAGACCAAACUCAGGUUGCAUGAGCUAUGAAGAUGGUGGCAGUUCUCACAGUUUCUGUAAGAGCAGGGAUUGUAUCAGUGUCUUUGGAGUGUUUGAGCCAGAUGCAUUGAGAAGACAGAUGAUCAGAACUGGAGUCAUGGUUAGAUUUUACCCUUAUUAUUUUAUUGAUUUAUUAAUAUACCACCUUCAGUUACAACAACAGCAGGGUGGUUUGCGACAUGAUAAAACAAAUCAAAUUUGUGUGUGUAUAGAUGCAUGCACAUACAAACCGCAACAUCCAUGAAGCAGCAAAACUGGCCUUAAAAUAAACCUUGGUGUAUUGGUGAAAUGCAAACACUGUUGACACCUGCUUCAUCAAGCCAAAGGUAAUCUAAUCCAGCAUUUUCUUCUUUGAGUAGCCAACCUGAUGCCUAGGGUUGGCAUACAAGCUCGUUGUUGAGCUGCUGCUUCUUCUUUGGAGGGGAGGCAAAAUUGUUGACUUUUUUUGUUGAGCUUUCUAUGCAAAAUCUCCAAAAAAUAAAAAAGAAGAUGUUUUGGAGCUAUUUUUAUGGAAAUUCACCAAAAAAACCCAACACUUCCAACAUGGGUUGCCAUACGACUGGGUUUUCCAUGAUAUUUUAACCAAUUUUGGGGAAUUCUGCCCGGAUGCUAUUUCCAACACUCAAAACCCAUAUUUGCCCCAGACAUAUGGCAGCCCUGCUACAAGUACAACAGCAUUUUCUGCAGAUUCUGAGCAGCUGGUAUUCAUAGGCAUACUGGAUUUGACAUUUGAGGAAAGUCCACUCUAGACACCACCAAGAAGGCCCUUCUCCAUAUGAUCAUGUGAUGUAUUUCUGCAGGAUGUGGCAUGAUCAGGAGGCCCUUUUCUGAUUAUCAAAGUGGUGCUGAUCUAUCUCUACCAGAGGCAGCUUCUAAGAAAAUGCUAUAUAAGUCAUAUUUUUCUUGGCAUACUUUUUCUUAGGCUCAUCAAUAUCACACAUAAAGUGUGACUUGAGAGUUCAUUUUGCUGUCAGAAUACAGGUGAUGCAGUCUAACCUAUGUGUUCAUGGUAAAAUAACCUCUUGUCUUUCACAAAUACACACAUUUUCCUGCACUGGGAUGAUAGCUGUGCUACAGUUUGGUUCAUACAAUAAACUUUCUGUGUUACAGUUCACAAUAGUGGGAGCUAUUGGGUGGUUGUUCUUUAUUUUUAUUAUGUAUUUUGUGGUUAUAUAUCUUGAUUUUAUUUUGUGAACCCCCCCUGAGACCCCCGGGUAUCGGGUGGUAUAUAAAUUUAAUAAAUAAAUAAAUAUUUUUCUCCCCCAGGUUAUUUUCAAAGGCGAGAAAGGAAAAGGAAGAACUGGGGAAAUUGGAUUGGAUGAUGUGAGCUUGAGGAAAGGCCUGUGUUCUCAAGACCAUUAGUGGUAAUAGACAAACUGGUAAAGAGAACGUACUUACAUUGUCCAUGGCUUUUAGCCAAGAGAGAUGGUGGACUGACAAUUGGUUCUCCCUUGCCUUUAUGAAAUCCCAGUGAACCUACAUCUAAAGAAAAUGAACUUUCCAUAAAGGACAAAGUAAGCUCAAGCCAAUGUUGGGGAUUUUCAUUAACAGUUAUCCAGCUCACGUUUGCAUAUGUGAUAAAAGCCUCCUAAAUUCUGAAUUAAGGCUAUGAAUAUCCUCUAUGAAGAAGAACCAACUGUUGCUAGGAUUCAUCAAAAGGAAACUUCAGUACAUACAGCAAUUGCAUUAAUAGACUUCUGGGUGUUUCUCCAUUUUGCUGUUUAUACUCUACCAUGGGACUGGUUCAGCUGUAUAAAUCGAAAAUAACUCAGGAAUAGACCUGAGCUGUUCUUCUACUGCCAUCAACUUUUAAAGGAGAGAGAGUGUGUGUAUGUAUAUAUAUAUAUAUAUAAAAUAUCAUUUAUUCUUUAGUUGUAUCUUAAUAACAAGAGACAGUUAUUAUAGAGUAGGCACUGCAUCCCUUAAUAUUCGUAGUGCUGUGUUAUGUAUAAAUGUGUAUGGAUAUUAAUGUAUUUAUAUGUGUUGCGUAUUUGCAGGAUCUAUUUGUAAGACUAAGUUGCAGCUGUGCACAUUCAAGUUAGAUUACAACACAGAAACCCACAAUGAUAGUCAUGCAAAGAUCAGGCAGAUCUUUAUGACAUUGGAAGCUGUUUGAAAGUUGAACAGUCUCCCUCAGAAACUGGUGAACUCUCCAUCCUCGGAGGUUUUUAAGCAGAGGUUGGAUGGCCGUCUGUCAUGGAUGCUUUAGCUGAGAUUCCUGCACUGCAGGCUGUUGGACUAGAAGACCCUUGGGGUCCUUUCGAACUCUACAAUUCUAUGAUUAGCACAUGGCCUGCCCUGCACUCCUAAACUAGCCCACUGCUCUCAGGUGCAGUGAAAGACACUGUCCCAACCAUCAGCGUUGGAGCAAAAUUCAGUUGCCGAUCUGGUUAGCUUCUGUAUCUGGAAUGCGGCCAUCCUUUUGUUCUUUGCCUCUGUCUUGGACCAGUCCAAGAACCCGCCCCCCCCCCCCCGGGAGCAGGGAAAGAGGAUGAAAUUCAAAAGCUUAUCAAGUGUUUUUUCUAGAUUGUGGCCAAACGUUUCCAUAUUGUUCAUGGAUUUUAGUGAUAUACUGGCAGUAUUAAAGUGUGUAUUUAUCAUGGGCCUGAAUCAUGUUGUAUGAUAGGAGAGCAAGUGUUCACAAAACUUUUUUUUUGUAAUCCUAAAAAAGUGUAUGCUCUUAACAACUUUACUUGGUUCAAAUUAGAUUUUUGUGUGUGUUUGUGUGUGUGUACAGUUUUUCAUGAUAAUAUCUUACAGGGCCUGGAGCUCCAAUGCAACCACCAAAAAGCGCAUCCCAAUUCAGUUUAAUGGAAGAACUCUGCACUGACAGAGACGCCCUAUCCAUUGAAGUGAAUGGGAUGCCUGCUCACAUAGGAGACUUUCUGCAUGUCAGAGUAGGGAUAUCAAACACUGAGGACUUGGUAUUUUAACCUUGAUACAGCUCACCCAACAUAUUGUGCUUUGCUUUUCGCAAUGGGCAAAAGCCGCUGAUUGUCUCCCAUAAAGAGAAAAGUCCCUGACAAAGACAUGGCUUGCUGCUUCCAAUGGCUACAAAUUGGCAUCACUUUAUCCAGCUUAAGAGGAUUUCAGUAAGGGUGUUUUUUCAAAUCGCCAAUUGGAAAAGUAGAUGCAUGAAUUGCUUUCGCAUCUGCUUACCGAGUUGCUGGUGCAAUAACUACAGGAGGGAAGUCUUAUAUCUCUUUUUGUGGUGACAUGCAUGGGCACCAGAUGUAAUGAAAGCUCAUGUACUCAUGGCUGGAUGAGGGAGUGACUUCCCCUUACAAUGUUAAAGCCAAGUUGCAUGCACAUCUUCAGUGGAACAUAGGAAGCCGCCUAAUACUGAGGCAGACCAUUAGUUCAUGUAGUCUGCAGUACAGCAUCUCAAGACAGCCUCUGGUAACUUGUCGACAGUUCUUCUAUCUCAAAAUACAUUUUUCCAUAAUUUUCACUGGCAGCUUUAUUGAUCUUACCUUUCCCCAACUAUUCAGCUUAGUCUGAUCUAACAAACAUAAAUGCUGACUUUUGUGUGUGUGCUAUUCCCUUCGUUCUUUUUGGCUGAUCUUCCUGUUUUCAUGCUAUAUAUAGAACAGCUCUAGUUACGUUCCACAGGGCGUUUUAUGGAAAUACGGUUCUUAUAAACAAGCGCAAAAAAUCUAUACCACAGAUCUCACUAUCGUGACAAGCAAUACACACAGUAUUUUACAUACAAUGAUUUUGGUCCAGCUGUAUAUAUGGGGAAAGAAGGUAUUGCACAAGAGCAGAUAAGGGGUGAAUUAUCAUUGCAUUACAGUAAAAAUGUCAAUGUGUGUCCAAACAAUAAAAUGAUGAUCUGGAUCAAGACAUCUGCAUUUGAUAUGCCCAUGUAGCAAGCUUUCUGUACACAGAGAUCUCUCUUGCUCGACCUGGGCAUUAAAAUGUACCUAAAGUCCAAUAUCAUUCAUAUAUAUAUAUAUAUAUAUAUAUAUAUAUUUCCUCCAUUCAGUGACUACUUUCCUCUCUGACAACAGUUCUUUUAUUUUUAAAAAAAUAUAUUUUUGGUGCCAACAAACCUGUAUUGCACAAAGUUCAAGUGGAACACAUUUUAUCAAAUGUACUGUAGGACAUCUUAAUAAUUUAAUAUGGUUUUAAAGAAAUGAAUACUUUUCCAAAACAGACUCAAAAUAAAGACAUCUUUGUAAAUUCA